AGAAUCACACAAAAACAUUGAAUGGUGGGUUCCUUUGAUUCUUAAACAUUUUGAUGCUAUCAGCUUUUUCUUUUUGUGUGUGGUGGAGAGUUACUGCUUUUAUUAUUAUAUAUUUUUACAAGAAGGGCCGUAGAGCACAACCUAGAAAUUACAGACUCAUUAUUUUACAAAUGUCAUUGCUUAACCGUAGGCUAAAUAUUUGCUUCUUAAAAUAGAAGUUUGGGUGCGCAAAAGUAAUAUUACCCCAGAUGAGCAAGCAAGUUUUAGAGCCAAGGUUUUAGGUAGCAUGUUCAUCUUGGCACAUCUGACUAAUAAUAAAUAUUGCAAGAAAAGCACAAAUAUUAUGUAUACCACCAUUGUAGAUCUGAAACGUUUUUUCUACUCAGGUAGAAUGUUUUAUUUAGAAAUGUAAAGAAAUGAAGGGAACAUUUUUUCAUAUGUAUUGGACAUGUAAAAAGGGAAAAUAAUAUUGGGAAAUGAUUUAUAAUGAGUUUAAAAAUGUUUAAAAUAACUUUCCCCCAAAACUGGAGUCAUUUUUGUUUGGAAUAAUUCAGAAGGCAAGUCCCUAAGUUUCAACAAAAUUUAUUUACGUAUGCAACAAUUGUUAGACCAAAAAUAGAAAGUGAGGAAGGUCCCAAGUGAAGAGGACUGGCAACUUAAGAUGGUAGAAUAUACAGAGCUUGCAGGUUUAACAUGUAGGGUAAGAGAGCAAGGAGAACAUAUAUUCAAAGUAGAGUGGAAAAUAUCUAUUGAGUAUAUGGAAAAUAACUGUACACAGCUGAAAAUGCUGGUAGCAUUAAGAUAAAAUCAACUGUGUAAUUAUUGUUUGAGUGAUGUAAAAGUGAACUGACUUAAAUGGUUACAGCAAAAUAUGCAGGAAUGAAAGAAAAAUAAAAUGAACCAAGGAAAGAGGGAAGUCAUGGGAUAUCUAACAGUAUGUAAAAUGUUGACUUUAAGAGGUAAAACUGCAAAUUUAAUAAAAAUUAUUACUUUAAAAAGACUUUUAAUUAACAUUGGAGAGGACCUUUGUUGAAUUGGACUUUGUUGUGACAUUAUAGAAAGAUCUUGGCCAUGGGAAAAGGGCUAUGUCAGGUUAUAUAGCAUUAUAUUAAGUGCUCUGUUUUAAUUCCAGUUCAGCUCAUUACGAAAAGCAAGGCCUCAGCACUACAGGCCUGUAAUGUUGAAGCAACCUGUACCUGCUUAUCUCCAGUAAUGUUGCAGCAUCUGUUGUUUUUAACACCAUUUAAGGGGCCCAUUGGGACGCGGGUGGCACUGUGGGUAAAACCUCAGUGCCUAGGACUUGCUGAUCGUAUGGUCGGCGGUUCGAAUCCCCGCGGGGGGAUGAGCUCCCAUCGUUCGGUCCCAGCUCCUGCCCACCUAGCAGUUCGAAAGCACGUCAAAGUGCAAGUAGAUAAAUAGGUACCGCUUCAUAGCGGGAAGGUAACGGCGUUUCCGUGUGCUGCGCUGGUGCUGGCUUGCCAGCUGCAGCUUCGUCACGCUGGCCAUGUGACCCGGAAGUGUCUUCGGACGGCGCCGGCUCACGGCCUCUUGAGCGAGAUGAGCACACAACCCUAGAGUCGGACACGACUGGCCCGUACGGGCAGGGGUACCUUUACCUUUAAGGGGCCCAUAAAGUACAUUGGUUUCUGAAGCUAUGUUGCUUCUAGUUUGUUACUGCAAUGAGUGGUAGCUUUUGGAAAUUACAUUGCUUUAUGCUUCUUUCAAUGUCUCAAAAAGACACAUAUUUAAGUUUGGUACCUGAUUAAAUUUUUAAAAAAUAAUCAGUUAAAAGGGCAAGUAAUCAAUUAAAAGAUCUGUCAGUUAUGUGAUACAAUUUAAUUUCCUAUUAUUAAAUACAUUAAUCAAUCUCAUGCAGGUGAUAGUUUCAGGCUACUAAGUUUAUCCUGACUUAACAGACUGGCUCUUUGGCAAGCCAACCCAAACAAAUUGGCAGAUAUAGAUGGUGUGCAUAAAUGAUCUACAGCAAUGCCAUCAGUGGUACUUAAUGUUCCAUUUAUGAAUGAACUGCUAUUUAUGAACAAACUGUUAAAUGAUACCUGACAAUGAACGUUCUUGUGCUGCAGUUCUGACUCAAAAUGCAUUUUCAUGGAAAUAAAACCCACUGAUUUCAAAAUCCCUCUUCAUAUACUCUAAACUUGCAUAGGCGACGCUUGCUGGGUACUGAGAUACCAGAACCAUGUAGGGUCAGGCUGAUUGGACGGGAAAGACACACAAAAUCAUUGGUUCAACAGUAGAGAAUUUGGCAAAUGAGUGGGAAACUCUCCUAUAAUUGACCCCCGUAAGUUGCAGUGGGUGUGGUUUCACUGUAAUGGCCUCAUGGGUAAAAUGGGGAAGCCUGAUUAGGCCCACAGGCUGGAGGCCUUAUUGAUGGUGCAAAUUUUCUCCUCUUCCAAACCUGGUACACGGAUUUUUUCCUCCCACUGACUUUAAUGGGAGAUAUUUUUUUUCAAAAAAUCUAUAUGAUAUAAUAAAAUAAUCAAACAUAAAUAAAUACAUAUGCUUUUGAGAAGUGUAAGGGGAUUUGUACCCCUGCCUGCAGGGGUGCAUUGAGAUUUGCAGCAGUGCAUUUGUUGCUGGCUGUGCAACUGAGACUGUUAGAUUGGCAGCACAGAGGUCUUGCCUCGCAUAUUGUGUGCAAAGGUAUGUGCUGGUGGCAUAUCCCUGUCACUAUGAAUUCAUUGUCUCCCUUCAUGUAUGAGUGGCAAUGUGGGUAUCAUCACUGGCAGUCACUGAUUGUUGGGCACUACUGUAACGUCUCUGCCAAUUUAACUGUAUGUGUUUUCCCCUCCUGGGCUGUGCGCACAAUGGAGAUGGCAGCUUGCAUUCCAGUAUGGUGUAGAGGUUAAUAUUGUUGGACUAGGACCUGGGAAAGCUCCCUGGGUGACCUUGGGCCAGUCCCUGCCUCUCAGCCUAACCUACCUUGCAGGGCUGUUGGUGUGAGGAUAAAAUGGGGAGCAAUGGAAAACAUGUAUGUCACUAUGAGCUCCCUGGGGGAAAGGCGGGAUACAAUUAAUUAAAUAAAAUAUUCACUGUGCCAGGGUUAGGCAGAACAGCAGCAGCAGCAGCUCUGCUACUCAACAGUUUGCAUCUGCUGUAACAUUAUGCUGGCUUAAUUUACACUGGCCAGCUUCUUCUGCAUAGGACUAUGCUCCCUUAGGCUUUGCUCAGAACCUUACAUUUUGCAAGCUCCACUGAAUUCAACAGGACUUAGUUUUGAGUAGAUAUGGUUGGAAUUGCACUGGUCUAGGUUUUGGGUUGCAAUUUACUGUGGUCCCUCAAAACUGCUUUGCUAGAGUAGAUUCUCCAGGGCUAGCACUCUAGGAUUCAGCUCCUUUAGACGCUAUUUACUUAACUAGAACUUAGCUCCUGAAACACAAGGCCUUUGCUGUGUGGAUGAUGGAUGGUACAAAUACAUGCUUUGAUUAUAACUGUUUCUAAAUUGUUUCUUUAGACAUCCCUCGAAUAUCACUUUUUGAAACUAUUAAAAUCAGAAUCAAAAAAGAGCCAAAGAUCCCCUCCAUCCCCACUGAAUCCUCUCCUCCCAACAGUCACUGACUGUGGUCUUAUUGCCUCCCAAACCUUUAUGGCGGAGUCCUUCCACUUUCUUGGUGCAGGGAUGGAAAAAGCGGACUAAGGAGCCUGAGAGGGAGCGGGUCAAGCAGCCUGGAGGAAGGGUGUUCUGCACCCAAUUUCAGCCGCAUCUCUUGACCUUGUUAUAUUAACAGCACAUUCACACUGCAGGACCACAAGCCACUUUUUCCUCUCUUUGGAAGAACGGUGGGGUACACGGUGCAGGACUAAGUUUAUUCAUGUAGUUAUAUUAUUAUUAAUAUUAUUAUCAUUUCUAUACUGCCCUUCCCCCGAGGAUCACAGGCAGUUCACAGUAUUAAACCAGAAAAAUACAUUACCUAGAAACAAAAUAAACAAGAACACGCGCCCCCCUUCAGUGUCCGGUGGGGCCCCUUCCGGAGGCCGAGCCCCUUCCCUGCCGCAGACUCCCGGGCUGCGCUGCCUGGCUCCGCCCCCCCAGCGCCUCCCCGACCCCAGAGCCUCGGCCCCGAAGGCCCGCCUCCCGACCCGGAAGCGGAAGCGCGGAGCUGGGGGCGCCGGAGACUCCCCGACUUCCGGCAGCGUGAGAGUCGGCGCAGCGGCGCUCCGGGAGGGGCGGGCGGGCGGAGGGGGAGGGGCCGCCGUUCUUCCUUUUCCCUCCCCCGCUUCGUGCGCUUCCCCUCGGGUGCCCGGAGGCGGGCGGGGCCGAGGCCUCCCCGCGCGGCCCUUUCUCCGGGGGGGCGGAGAGGAGGAAGGGGAGCCAUGGCCGACAGAGGCGCCUCGGCGCUCCCGGAGGCCGGCUGGUGAGUGGCGCGGCGGGGGGGGGAGGAGGGCAGCCCCCCAGCGACCUCUCGCCCCUCUUGGCGGCUCCCCUGCCUGACGCGGCCUCCCGGGCCUUUCCCCGCAGGCCUCCCGAGCGGGUCCCUCGUUAUCACCGCUCUUUGUUUGUUUAUUCAUUCCGUUCUCCCUUGAAGGCCGGGAGACGGGCUGGUCGCGAAGGAAACUUCCCCGAGGAGGGCGGGAAUAUCACGCCUCCCGCAUGCCCGGCGGGGUUGGCGAGGAAGUGAGGGGCUUCUGCCUCUCGGGGGGGCGGGGGGUUGCAAGGGCAGCACCGCUUUGCACCUGGGCUGCUUCUCGGAAGUUUGCAGAACUUGGCUUAGGGUUGCCUUGUCGUCAGCUCACCGUCCAAAAAUAUUCUUAUCAGCCGUUUGUCGCCUCCUGUAUUGAAUUUCCUAUACUUUAUUUUAGCAUACCUUACAACUGUGUGUGGCAGAUCAGUAAUGCAAUCUCCUAUACUAUAGAUGUAGUGACUAAGAAAAGAGAUUUGCUUAAGUUCACCUGAUGAGUCAAAGUUUGAAGUUGAAGUUUGAGGCAUUUCUAUCAUGUCAGUCUUUUAACUGCUGUCCCAGCUUUUGAACCUAGGUUUCUGUUACUCCUCACGCAGUACACUCUUUCACCUAAAGAUUUGUUGUCAGCUUGUGAAGAUUAGGCCAGAAAUGAUUAAACUAGCUGCUGUGCAAUUGGAAAUCAAGGUGGCACGAUUUAAAGGUUUUUGCAUUUGUGCUUGCAUUUUUUUUAGUCCUUUCUGUGGAAAUCUGUCCUCGCCCUUUACUUUUCAUCAGAUAUGUGCUGAGGUUAGCUUGACAGUUAAGAGAUUAAUGAAAGUACACUUGAAGAACCUUGCAAGGUAUAUUUCAUUUGUUGUUGUUCAGUGCUAUAUUUAUAACUAAUAAUUACAUUGCGUGCAGUAUAUGUACUGUUGAAACAAACCAUUUUCUACUUUAGCAGCUUUGGUAGAGAAAGCUGAAUAAUGUAAAAUGCUGAAUACUAAAGUAUUCUAGCAAAGCUAAUAUUUUAAAGUAGUACCGUAUUUUUCGCUCUAUAGGACACACUUUUUCCCCUUCAAAAAUGAAGGGGAAAUGUGUGUGCGUCCUAUGGAGCGAAGAUGCCAUAGCCCCGUGACCCUCUCCCGGCUGGAGAGGUGACGCGCGGCUAUGGCAGGAGCUUCUACAGCCCCGCGUCACCUCUGCAGCCGGGAGAGCGCGCGCGGGGCUAAAGAAACCAUAGCCCCGCGACCCUCUCCCGGCUGGAGAGGUGACGCGCGGCUAUGGCAGGAGCCUCUCCGCUGCGCCUUUCCGCUGCUCCCUGACCUGCUCUUUGGGGCUGGUGGUGGGCUUCCCCCGCCAGCCCCAAAGAGCAGGUCGAAAGGAACCUGAAGCCUGGAGAGCGAGAAGGGUCAGUGCACACCGACCCCUCUUGCUCUCCAGGCUUCCAAGGUAGCCGCCUGAACACACCUUAAACGGCACCUUGUUUUAGAGCGGGAAAACAAGAUGGGGAAAGUUCUCCCCCUCUCUGUGCAGCGCCUCCUGCUGCUUCACUGAAGGGGCACUGGGCAGAGAGGGGGGAAAAAAUUUUUUCUUGUUCUCCCCCCUCUAAAACAAAGUGCGUCCUAUUGUCCGGUGCGUCCUAUGGUGCGAAAAAUACGGUACUUGGGCCUAACCACGAGGUUGACAGCUUUGGUUGACAAGUUCACAACAGUAUGAAAACAUAUUUGGUCACUGAUGUGAAGCAAUGUUGCUAAUUAUUUGGAGUGAAGGAGGUGAUAGGCAAACUCUUCACCCACUCACUUCCAGCCCGCCAGGAGUUCAGGGACAAGUAGAAUAGACAAAGAAAAGGUGAUCAUACUAGAGUGAAAAUUUAGAAAUUCUUUGUAUUGCUUUUAAGUUUACCUUCAGUACUUCUUCAUUAGAUAUAUACUCUAAAAUAAUUUUGUAAGCUGCAGUGAAAGCAUGAUGUACCUGGCAGGCAUGUGGCCAGCAACGUGUUUAUUUAACUUGUAUUGAUGCACAAAACAUAUUCCCUGUUAAUUUUAUGUAUUGUAUAACUAUACCAAUUUCCCCCCAGUAGCCAAAUGUGUAAAAUAAUAUGACUUAAGCAUUUAAAGCUUUGUUUGAAAAUUUAUUUUUUAUUGGAGAAGACCCCUUACAUUGGUUGACUUUUGAUAGAGAAUCAGGGGCUGAUAUACACUUUUGAACUGAGUUGCAUCCAAAAUCAUGUUCAAUGAAGUUCAGCUAGCAUUGGGUGAAGAGGAUUGAGAGGCAGACUUCACCAGGUCUUCCCGCUUCAAGAUUUGGAGGUUUGAGAUAACAUCUGACACGAGUGGCUGCAUGGGGGAUGAAGGAGUCAUUUUAAAAAGCCUCCCUUUCCCUCUUCCACCAGUGGGAAGCUUUUGCUGGACCUCAGUGCCUUCCAGGAGUGGAAGGAGCCCUUCCAUUCACAACAAUCUAGCUCCCACCCACUAACUCUAGCAUUGAGCUGUGCAUUAGCAUCCUAGAUGGAAAGCACCUGAAGGAUAAUCUAGUCCAGCCCCCAGAAAUGCAGGAAUCUCAGGUGGCCCGUAUGAGGAUCGAACCCAUAACCUUGGCAUUAUCAGCACCACUCUCUAACCAACUGAGCUAACUGGCAUUAGGAACUCUAUAUAUAUUUUGAAUAAAUACUGUUUACUUUUCCUAUCAACACUUUUGGUCAGCAGGUGCAGAGAGAGCAGACUUCCACCCAUUAGCCCUGUCCUCAUGUUCUAUGUGUUAGGCAGAAGGUGAAGAUAGGUUUUGUGCAUACAGUAUAGCUAUACUCAGGUAAUUUGGAGUCCCUGUGCAGACCAGGGUUCUUGAUCACAUACUCAAAAUGAGGAAAGCCUAUUCUGACUUUUUAUUAAACAUACAGAGAUGAGGGGCCAACAGGUACAGUCUAGGUGCCCACCAUGUUUUGAUAGAACAUAUGGAUAGACCAUGAAAACUUGAAAAGAGGGCUAUAGUUAUCUGAAAAAAGUUACGUUACAAUUGAUAUUUACUUGCAUUAUGUACAUUCAUGCAUUAUGUUACUAAUUCAGUACUUCUUUUAAUGCUGUGUGUGUGUGUGUGUGUGUGUGUGUGUGUUGGUGCCCAUCUUCAGAGAGAAUAGAGUGUUCCUCCAGGGGUGAACUCAAACUGCUGUGUUAGCAACACCAAAGUCACCUCCCUGUCGCGCAAGCCUGGGCAGUGUGUGUGGAGGUCCUGGACUGUCCAGAUGACAAGAUCCAUCUCUUGGCUUCACUGAUGCAGUCCAAAGGAAAGCACAGCAAUAUGUUUGGCACCAGCUGCAAGAGUUGCCAGAAACAGGCAUACAAGGUGGCAUCCAACUGUCUUGGGGAUUCCACUCUGGAUUUGUGUAGUUUUUACUCCUUAGCCUUUUCUUCUCCCAAAGAUAACCCACAAGACAGUAGAACUUUUAAGAUAAGAUUUUUCUUUCUUCUAGGUGGGCUACCUUCUGAGGUAGAUGAGCCCCAUCUGCCUCUCAUUUCUCUCUGCAGCACAUGCAGCAACUGCCUUCUUGACCGUUGGAUCCACUAUUGGUCACAUCGGCUCAAUCUGCAGGAGUCUGUCUUCACAUGCAGGGGAAAUCCCUAAGUCACCGAGGGUUUGAGACCCUUCGACUACCCUCACCUGGUUUAGCUGGCUAGUCGCAGCCAUUUCCUGGGGCGUGGGUUGUUGCAUGCUGACAGCUUCUAAAACUUGUUAAUGUAUGGGUGCCUGAAAAGCUUUCACAGUGCUAGAGCAGUGUAUGGUCAUAUUUAACAGAUGUAUAUGGCAACUUGUUUUUGGACACAUAGAAUUACACUGGUGUAUGUGAACACUGGAAUUCAGUACAAUUCACCUGGAUUCUCUCACCUAAGAUACCUACAGCCAACCUUUUUAGAACUAAAAAGGACACACAGUGUGAGGACACGCAGUGUAAAUAUGAUGACUUAAAAUGUUGAUUGUAAAAGAUUGCUUUAUUUUCUUGUUGUUUGUGUGUGAAAACCCCAAUAAAAAAAGAACUAAAAUAUUCACCCGAUGAAGUUAAACGACAGAUUAACAGAGCCAGACUGAUACCCAGAGAAAAUUUGCUGCAAGACAGACCCCCAAAAAGAAAAUAACAGAACACCACUAGUACAGUGGUGCCCCGCAAGACGAAUGCCUCGCAAGACGAAAAACUCGCUAGACGAAAGAGUUUUCCGUUUUUUGAGUCGUUCUGCAAGACGAAUUUCCCAUGGGCUUGCUUCGCAAGACGAAACGUCUUGCGAGUUUGUUUCCUUUUUCUUAAAGCCGCUAAGCCGUUAUUAGCCGCUAAUAGCCGCUAAGCCGCUAAUAGCCGUGCUUCGCAAGACGAAAAAACCGCAAGACGAAGAGACUCGCGGAACGGAUUAAUUUCGUCUUGCGAGGCACCACUGUAAUCACAUACAGCUCCCAUGUUAAAACAAUACAACGCAUCAUCAGAGAUCUACAACCUCUCCUAGACAAUGACAGUUCUCUUUCACCAGCUCUGGGAGGAAGACCUUUCAUUGCCUACAGACAACCACCCAAUCCUAAACAACUCUUCACCCACAAUAAUACAACAACCAGACUUAACAUGGACAUUGGUACCAGAGCCUGCAAUAAACCCAGAUGCCAACUUUGCUGCCACAUACACCCGGACAACACCAUUACUGGCCCCAACUGGUCUGAAUAGAGACAUUGGAUUCUUAUCUCAUUAUACAUGAUAAAGCUAUUUUUAGCCAUCUCACCCCUUGCUUUUUCCUGCAGUCAUUAACUGCAGUCAUUAACAGUCGUCAACAGGUUUACCACAUCUAUUAGCCAAUCACCCAUUCCCACCACCCUUCUGAGUAAUACCCCUCCCCACCCUCUCACUAUAUAUAAGGGUCUGAUGACUUCUGUUUCAGUGUAUCUGAAGAAGUGUGCAUGCACACAAAAGCUCAUACCAAUAACUAACUUAGUUGGUCUCUAAGGAGCUACCGGAAGGAAUUUUAUUUUAUUUUAUUUAUGAUGUUUUAAUGUAUUUUUAAUCUUUUGCUGGAAGCCGCCCAGAGUGGCUGGGGAAUCCCAGCCAGAUGGAUGGGGUAUAAAUAAAUUAUUAUUAUUAUUUGCUUAUUGCUUGCUGAGAUUGUUUACAGUCAUGGGAAAAAGAAAGUGCAGCCUCUUUGAAUUCUGUGGUUUUACAUAUGAAGACAUAAUAACAACCAGUUGUUCCUUAGCAUGUCUUAAAAUUAGGUAAAUACCAGUGUGUAUACUCAGUGUGUUGUAGCUGUGAAAAAGGCAAAUCUCAUGCUGGGGAUUUUAAAGAAAGAAAUUGAAAAUAAAACCGCCCGUUUCCUAAGCCCAUUAUACACACCUAUGGUGCGGCUUCAUUUGGAAUACUGCGCACAGUUGUGGCCACCUCCCCUCAAAAAGAAUAUUGUAUAACCAGUUCAGAAAAGGGCAACCAAAAUAAUCAUGGGGAUGGAGCGGCUCCUCUAUGAGGAAAGGUUGCAGUGUUCAGAACUUUUAGUUUAGAGAAAGGGGGAAUAAGAGGUAUCAUGAUAGAAGUUUAUAAAAUUAUGUCUGGCAUGGAGAAAGUGGCUGGAGAAUUUUUUCUCUCAUAACGUUAGAACUUUUGGACAUUCAAUGAAGCUGAACAUUGGAAGAUUCAAGAAAGUCAUUCUUCAUGCAACACAUAAUCCAGUGGUUUUCAACCUUUUUGAGCCCAUGGCUCCCUUGACCGACUGCAAUCUUUGUGCGGCACCCCUGUGGGGCUCAGGAGCCCAGUUAUGUCAACCCUUGCCUGUAGCUCCUCACCCUUUUUCAAACACCCUUGUGGAGUGUUCCCCCAGCCUCCUCUCCCCUCUUUUUGGGAGUUCUCCAGGCAGCCGCUGCCACCACCCCUGGUCUCUGAGCCACCCGCCCAAAAGAGAUGCCUCAUACUACCCUACAGGGGCCUCGGAAGAGGAUGUCCCCAGCCUUAGCAGCCCAACAGAGACUAGCUGAAAGUGAACGUGAGGCCAUCACCUUACACACCUUGAGUGGCAGCAGCAGGCGCAGCUGGGCCUGCGUGGCAGAAAAGCACCCCUUCAGUGCUGGGUACUCAGCUCCCAGACAGGCACUGCACGCAGCAAGCACAAGAAAGGCCAGCACUACGCCUGCUUGCCCAGCCUCCCACUUGUCUGUCCAUUCCCAACAGCAAGGGCUGGCUGGCUGGGCUCCCUCAUCCACUUGCUUGCUUCCUCUGCUGCUGGCAACCAGCACCCCCUGGCCAGCCCCAGAGCCAGGGCUGCUGCAACAAACGGCCAUGCAAGCCUUUGGGAGGCAGAGAUGCAAUAGGGCAUCAGAGGAGGGAGGGAAGGAAGGAGAGAUGGAGGCCAAUGUUGCCCACGGCACACCUGACCAGCAUUCAAGGCACCCCAGGGUGCCAUGGAACACUGGUUGAUAACCAAUGCCCUAUUCUAUUUAACAUCUACAUGAAACUCUUUAAUAAAAUAAUUAUUAGAAAAAACAUGGCUUAAAUGAUACUACUCUGGGCAUAAAUGCAAGUGAACAUAUCUCUUUUGAACCUUUGGCACAAUUUUCUUGAUUGCUACUUACUUGUUGAAAUCAUGUGAUUUCAACAAGAUUCUUUUUUUUGUAGCAGUAAACUAAAUUUAGUUUUGCUUCUGAUUCAGGAUCCGAAAUAAAAUUAUGUAGGCUUUGCGAUAAAUGAGAGAUUCUGUCUUUCUGUUUAAGGAAGGACUAACACAUUUAAGACCUUAAGUGAGAAGAGCUGUCUAUAUUAGUCUAUAUUAAUUGCUUAUUCACAUGCACCCGCUCCCCCAGCCAACUCACUGCAUAGUUUCAAAUAAUAGUUUUGAAAUCUGAUGUGCAUAACUGGGGGGUGGGGAGAGAAAGAAGGGCACACAGUCAACUCAAAGUACAGUGGUACCUCGGGUUAAGAACUUAAUUCGUUCUGGAGGUCCGUUCUUAACCUGAAACUGUUCUUAACCUGAAGCACCACUUUAGCUAAUGGGGCCUCCUGCUGCCGCCACACUGCCAGAGCACAAUUUCUAUUCUCAUCCUGAAGCAAAGUUCUUAACCCGAGGUACUAUUUUCGGGUUAGCGGAGUCUGUAACCUGAAGCGUAUGUAGACUGAAGUGUAUGUAACCCGAGGUACCACUGUACACAAAGGUUGUGAGCAUCCAGUGCAUCUCUUGCAUAAACCACAGCGUACAUAGAACAAUGUUCCUUGCUGUAAUUGUGCUCUAAAAGGUCAAUUUUAGCAACUUUCCUGUUUUAAUUUCUAUACUGCUUAAUGCCAAACUAGGUUUCUAAGUGGUUUACAAAAUAUAGAAAACCAGGUUACGAAAACAUUAAUAUAUAAACACCUAUAAAUAAAGUGAGCAAUAAGACAAUACCAUUAAAACAAUAUAUCAAGUACAGGAGAUUUUGGUUGUGAGAUCAAGCGAAUGUCUUUGUCAGAAACUUCUUCAAAAGCCAACAGAACGCCUUUCGAGAGGGGCUUUUGUGUCUCUGAGCAGGCAGUGCUUUGCACAACAGCAGUACAACCGGUGGUUGGUGUAUUCAUUGUGUUCGAAUGAUAUUGUAAGCUGCCUUUGUAAGAUGUUAAGCCCCAAAAGUAAAAUGUGCUAUAUUCCCUGGUUCCCCUAUUCUUUUUUGACCUGAUGGAAGUCUCAUAGAACAUGCAUUUAUGUGCUGUACUUGCCGCACAUAAUAGUCUAGUUCAGGGGUUGGCAAGGCUUACCAGGCAUGGGCCGGAUCACUCCCACAGAGAUCCUCCGUGGGCCGGGCCGGCGCAGCGCGAUGCCAGAAAUAGCUUCUGUGCAUGCCCAGACACCGAAAAUCGUGCCUGCGCAGAAGCGAUUUCCAGUGUCUGGGCAUGUGCAGACGUGAUUUCCGGUGUCUGGGCAUGCGCAGACGUGAUUUCCGGUGUCUGGGCAUGCGCAGAAACAAUUUCUGGAGCUGUGGAAGAGAGUCCCUGUGCCAUGCUGCGCCACUUUAUCGCAGCUCAGUUUGGGGGUGGCUCUUGGGCCGGUUAAACGGCCUCCGUGGACCUCUUCUCGCCCAUGGGCCUUAGGUUGCCUACCCCUGGCUCUAGUUAAUGCUGAUGAGUGUAUAGGAAAUUAUUGUGUCAAGUAGGCUUGAGUGUUUUGUGGAUAAUGUGUUAAGACAAUUAGGCUGUAAUUGUAGGUGCCUGUUCUUGGGAGUAAGUCCCACAGAAUUCAGUGAAGCUUAUUGUUGAGUUGGCCUGCAUGCUUUUGCUCUGCAUAAAUUAUAGACUUUCUGAAAUGGAAUCGAAAAUACAUAUUCUAGCUGCACUCUUCUGCUCAAACAUGCAACUCCAUAAAACUAGUGUUAAAUUUAAAACUAUUUAUUUAUACUUGGACAUUCUCCCCCAAUUUUAAAACACUCGUUUAUUUUUUAAGGAACAAGGACUUGACAUGCAGCAAUAGUUCCACCAAGUGGUGAUUCCAUAGUUGUACAUUGUGAUGUUUCCUAGACAAGAAAAUUCUGUUUGCUUUGUUUAAGUAUAAUUUGCUUCCAGGUUGAAAGUAAGAUGUAAGCACAGCAUAUUGUAUGUUAUUAUUAUUUACUAAACAGUAUAUUACAGUAUUUCAGUGACAUCCUCAAUUACAUCAUUCCAUAUUUUAGUGUUGGUCCAGUUCCUACUUCAAAACAUUAACAAAAAUACUUUUGAGUAGCAUUAUGAAUUAUUGUUGCAAGUAUUAUUAUUAUUAUUAUUAUUAUUAUUAUUAUUUUACUUUAUUUUCUUUCAUUGGUGCACACUACUUUGAGGUGUGUGUUUUUUAAAACAACAAAGAUUACAUUGGUUUGGAUUUUGCUUUAGAAAGCAGGAUGGUUCAGCUUAUGUUGCUUUGCUUCAACUUGGGUCCAAAUCAGAGCUUUGCUUCAGAAAAGCCAAGGCUUUGUAAUACUUUUUUCACCGUGUGUGUGUAUCUCCUUAAAAUCUUUAUUGAAGGUCCUGCUCUAAGUUCCCCAGCAGAUGAAGUGAGAUAGGUGACAUCUAAGGAGGGCUAUCUUGGUGACAGCAAUUUAUGAAGUAGAUUCAGGCAAGAGGCUUACCUGCCACCAUCUUUAUAGUUUUUUCAGCAUCAGAUAAAUACUUUUUUUCCACAUUAAAAGAGUUAGAACCUCAGAUUAAACAGACAAGUUGUUUAAUCUGAGGUUCUCAAAAUUAUGAUUCAUCCUUAUUGUGUAUCUGCCAGAAAUAAAUCUUCAUACUCCUUUCAUUGUUUUGUAUCAUAUUUUUAAUAUUUAUUUUCAUUCUUUGUUUUUAGUGCACUUCCCUGCACUAAAGUUGUUUAACUUUAUAAAUAUAAUAAAUAAAUAUUUUUGUAGGUAGAGGAUGUACUUAACUCUGAUCUAAAGCUGGUAAGCCUGCUCAAGUUGUGACCAACUAAGCCAAACACUGCUCAACUCCCAUGUGCUAAAGCCUGCCAGAUACUUAGCAAUCCCUUGCUUCGGCAGUGGCAGGCAGCAAAAUCAAGUUUUUUACUCCUUUGUGUAGCUGUUAAAUGUCUAGUGGCUAUAUAACUGAUAGCUUGACGUAUAGAAGGAAGUUAUUGCAUGUGUGUAUACCAAACUUCAAAAUAACAAGCCAUGUUCUGAUUGUCUUCUGAACCUACUUAAUGGUUAAAAGGGUGUGUGUGUGGCAGGGAAUUCAAUAGAGUGGUGAAGAUAGCUUUGGGGGAAAUGCAGUUCUUUUUACAGCUACUGGUUUGGAUGUAGUGUUACUCUUAGAGUGCUCUCCUGAAUGAUCUUCUGCAAGCAGAGCUUGAAUUCAGCACCUUUUAAAUUUAGCACUAUAGUACAGUGGUACCUCAGGUUACAUACGCUUCAGGUUACAGACUCCACUAACCCAAAAAUAGUACCUUGGGUUAAGCACUUUGCUUCAGGAUGAGAACUUUGCUUCAGGAUGAGAACAGAAAUUGUGCUCCAGCGGCGUGGCGACAGCGGGAGGCCCCAUUAGCUAAAGUGGUGCUUCAGGUUAAGAACAGUUUCAGGUUAAGAACAGACCUCCGGAACGAAUUAAGUACUUAACCCGAGGUACCACUGUAGUUAUAAGCCCUGCUCGGAUUGGCUCCGCUCCAGAGUUUCUGAGUUAAAUUGAUCCCCACCCAAAGCACAGCAUGCAUUUGGGACUGAAUCCCUUCCCUGUUUUCAGCAGGAAUAUUUGCAUCUGUGACUUGGUGCAAGCUGAGACUGUAAAAAUUAAAAAUAAUCCAGAGUGCACUUCUAAUUCUUCCCUUGAGCCAAGUCACCUGAUGUGCGGCUCUUGGAGGGUUGGCUGGAUCCAUGUCCUCACCUGUCAUUUAGUGUAAUGUGUGAAUGUAGAAAACAAAUUUCCUAUCAGGCUUCAGCUUUAUUUUUUUAUUUUUUAUUAUUUCUGACUAAGUUGCAUGAAAAUGUUUCUUUUUCAAUAAAGGUGUGGUUUAAAAACAAACAAUGGUGUUUGUGAACCCGAUAGGUUCAUGUUUGCAUGGACAAGUAAUGGGUGGUAUCCAAAAGUUAGGACCAUUAAUAUCAGUACAUCUACAGUGAGUAAGACUUAAUUGCGCAGCACCCAAUGUUUCCUGUCCAGCUGCAGCCCUUCAUGACAUGGAGGGUCUCCUGAUUUUUAAGGAGUGUCUUUUCCGGAAGUUCAAGAGGCUGAACUGAAAACCCCUGCUACAUCAGUAGAAUUUUAUGCAUGGCUGUUUGGCCGUUACCAUUAUCGUAAUGGUGAUCCACCAUAUUGUUUCCCCUUCAAAACAGGAAAAUGGGGUAGGGGGUUGAAAAUAAGUAUUUGGGAAUAUUGUGUAUGGAACGGUAAGGGUAUUGUUGAGGCAUCAGAAUUUGCUGAGGAACACCUUCAGUAAAUAAUAUUUUGAUAACCUGGCAAAAAAGGUAAAAGCUUGCAUUAUAAAACAUAAUCAAGUUCAUGUUAAUUGAGGGUGUUGCUCUUGAAUAUCUUGCAACAAUCAGGUCAAAGUUACUUACAACUAAGCUGUUUUGAAAGCAAAGGAAUUAGCUUCAGCUGCUACAAUGCUUGGUUGAAUUACUUAGAAAAUAAGAAUGACUUUGUUAUUUCAGGACAAUGUCCAGCAUAAUGAGCAACAUUUAGUGAGGUCUACGUGCUUGUCUAUGCCUAUGUGUCUAUGUGUGUGGCGCUGUGGGUUAAACCACAAAGCCUAGGACUUGCCGAUCAGAAGGUCGGCGGUUCGAAUCCCCACGACGGGGUGAGCUCCUGUUGCUCGGUCCCAGCUCCUGCCAACCUAGCAGUUCGAAAGCACAUCAAAGUGCAAGUAGAUAAAUAGGUACCGCUCCGGCGGGAAGGUAAACGGCGUUUCCGUGCGCUGCUCUGGUUCGCCAGAAGCAGCUUAGUCAUGCUGGCCACAUGACCUGGAAGCUAUCUGCGGACAAACGCUGGCUCCCUUGGCCAAUAAAGCGAGAUGAGCGCCAUAACCCCAGAGUCGGUCAUGACUGGACCUAAUGGUCAGGGGACCCUUGACCUUUACUUUACCUAUGUGCUUGUGCAACAGGACUUGGUUCCUUUACUCCCUCAUUCAGCACCUCCCCAGGCCAUUAAACUCUUGUUUCAUAGAGUCCCAUAAGCCUCCAGAGCAGAUCUUUGGAGGUCACUUGUGGGGCUCAUGGGAGGGAGAGAGGUCACAUUGCUACAUUGGCUCUCACCCAAGGCUUCUAUCGGUGACCAACUAGUCAUUCCGUAAAAGCUCACAAGCAAACUAGGAGGACAAGAGUUCUUCUCCUUUGUUCUCCUCAUCAUCUGGUAUUUUGGAGACUUACUGUGCAACAGUUUAACAUCCCAGAAUGCUUCAGUGAAAUUUUAACUUGCUGUACAACUUAAAAUGCAUUAAAAAUGUUUUCAUGGAUAGAUUAAGGAUUUGGGAUGUUUUCAUUUGAGAUAUCCGUAUACUAAAUCAACAUUUUUCAUUUCUUUUAAUAGGUACCUGUCAGAUGAAGGAAUUGAAGCCUGCACAAAUUCAUCUGACAAAGUCAACAUAAACGACAUUAUUCUGAUUGCACUUAAUGUAGGUAGCAUAUGUGAACUUUCAUAAUUGUCUUGUUAAUUGUCACUUAUUGUAAUCAUUAGCUUAUGGGUUGGCUGAUAUAAUACAAAAUGAAAUACCAUAGCUCUUAAAGGUGCUAUUAUUGUAAAAUAAUUACUAGAAAACCCCAAAAUAGAUUAGAAUAGUAUUAUACAAAUUAAAGUUUUGCCUAGUAAUUAUUUAGGGUGGGUGACUUGAGUUGUUGUUUUAAAGGGAAUAAAAUAGACCCAUCACAAUAACAAUUGCUAGAUUUAAUUUCCAUUCUGAGUUAUAGAAAUACAGUUUUGCAAUUUUGUUUUUACUUGCUGGGUUUAUAGAACAGGUUUCCAUCUGUAAUAGAAGUUGAUUGAAGCCGUUUUAUGUAUAUAUUCUACCUUGUUUUUAUGUUUUGGUCUUAAGUAUGUUGGAUAAAUUAAGUUAGAAAUACUAUUUCUGUUAUAGAAGUAUAGGCAUUCUUUAGUCUAUUACCUGGGGAUUUAACUGGAGGCAGUUUCUUCUGCCAUAAUAUUGUUAAAUAGAAAACAAUAGUGAUAUGGUUCAUUCUUUGAAAUCACUAUUUCUCCUGCUUCUUCCCAAAGGGAACAAGGUAGAACUAUCGGUGUUGACUGCAUCCGUGUUAUAUAAGCAUUUUUUUCUAAGUUUUGUUAGUGCUUCAUACAAUUCUCUUCGUAUUUCUUAAGAAUAAUUCUGUAUAGUAUAUCAAUUACUAACUUUAUGUGUUCUCUGAAAAUUUAACUGUGGCCUUCUGUUCAUGCUUCUUUACUAGGCAAGCAAUAGUUUUUCUGGUUCUUGCCUUUAUUUAAAAUUACCUCUUCAGCACAGCAAAUUUUUUUAUACCAACAAAAAUUGUGCUAGUGUACUGUAUUGUCUCCGUUGAAUAUUCAGGUAAUAGACUAAGCAUAUGUUAUCAUUAACCAGCAGAUAGUCAGAAUCUAUGAGCAGACAUUUAAGGAAACAGAAUGGAAGACUAAAGACCCUGUCAUGCCUUCUCUCUUUCUCUCCUUAGAAUUAUAGUCUUUUAUAGUAUCUGAAGAAGUGUGCAUGCACAUGAAAGUUUAUACCAAGAACAAACUUAGUUGGUCUCUAAGGUGCUACUGGACAAUUUUUUUAUAUAUAUUUAGUCUUUUAUAGUGUUCAUUAUAUUCCCUUUGGGUUUCCUCACCCAUAUUUUGCUGGUGCGUCUCAUACAUCUUGCAAAUCUGUUCUAGAGGGAUAGCAUAAGGAGCUGCAGUAAGCAGGAAAAUAGUCUAGCACCCACGUACACAACUCCUUUGUCAUUUCUGCUUCCUUUCAGGAUGCUUUAGAUUUCAUUCAAUAAUACCACCUACAUGAUCCCACAGGAGUUUUUGCAGCCAUGCAUACUAGAAACUUGCUUAAUACAGUGGAUAAACAAAAUAUAGUUAUGUAAAUAACUAAUGAAGGUUAUGUAAAUCCUAAUUGUAAAGGGUGCGCAGGUAAAGAACCAACAUUUAAACCACAGAGAUUUAAUGAUUUCUAUUUUUAAAAAUGAGCGGUGUCUCUGGCGUUGGGUCAGCUAUUGGAACAGUACUAUAAAUGUUUAGUUCAAAGUUAAAACAAAAAUUUGAAGCAUAAAUCAUUUAAUUCUAUUGUGCAUCUGCUUGUUUAUAGGAAGAAAAUGUAAUCUGAGUGUUGCAGUGUCUUGGGUAGUAAUAUUCAUUUUUAAAAAAAUACUGUAUACUUCCUUUUAAAAGUGAACAUCUCAAUGUGCUUUACACAAUAAAAACAUAAAACAAUGAAAUAGUGUGUAUGUGUGUGUAUAAAACAAUUAACUAAAAAAACCCAUUCUAAAUAAAAAUAAAAAUAUCAGUAACAGCUAGCUAAAGGAUAUGACAUACAAAACCUGCUUCAAGUAAAUGUAGACUAAAACAGCUGGAUCUUAGAAACCAUUAGGAAAUAUGGAGGGAACCAAGCAUACAUAGCUGCUAGAGGUCUGAACUGUAAUUUCUGUAAAAAGGCAACAAGUUUUUUAUAACAUUAUUUUACUCUUCUUAAGUAGGGAUUAUUCCUUUUUAAAGAUUUGCAUUAAGUUGCAUAAAAGAUUAUUUUGUUUAAGAGCUGUGUAUGAGAAUCAUGAGCUUGAUACUUUGUUCAUGGGUAUGUAUAUUUACCAGUAUGCGUGACUGUGAAAUACUGUUAUUACUUCUUACUAUAAAUUAUUUCUUAUGAAUUGUUACUUUCUUUCUGGUAUCUAUUUUGGAAAACAGUACUCAAACUUAAUUUCUAUUUUGACUUCAGGCAGAUUUAAGAGCUAUUGGGAAGAAGUUCCUUCCAAGUGACAUCAAUGGCGGAAAGGUGGAAAAGGUAAAAUUGCUGGCUUUUGCAGUACUUGUGUUCAUACAGUACUUGUAUUCCUGCAGCUUUUCCAGCUGAACUUGUCUCUCUUCUUCUCCCUUCUCCAUUUACUGGGCAUCAUCCCUGCAGGGGCUACUGGUGUCAGGUGAUUAACAGGUGGGUUGUCAAAGUCUCUUGCAAGGUUUUCUCAGGUGCCUGGGAGCCAGCUGAUUGUCAGGUGCUUGGGAACAGAGCUGGCUUUUAGGCACUUGGAGAGCACUGUGCAAGCCCUGGGCACCAGGAUGACCGUGCUGCAUGCUGCAUGGAUCAGCUGUGUGAUCUAGUUCCUUUAUCUAGUGAUCUAGGGAACUUGGUGGCACAGCUAAACCAGCGAGGUGAGCUCACUCGCUAUCAGCUGGGUAGUAACUUUAUUCCUGCUGUGAUUGAGUUGUCCAAUCCAGCCACUUCUCUACCCGCCCCACACCUGACGUCACAUAUGCUGUCACAUGCGGGCAGGUGGGGGAAACUGCCCCAAGCACAUCCCCACCCUCGUCGGAACAACGAUAACUAGGGUGUAACAGUACAGUUUCAUGGAACUUAGAAUCAUGAUAUACAAGCUUCAGCCACAAGAUGGCUGCGUUAGAUUAAAUUUGAAGAAAAAUGUUGAACUUCAGCAUAUGGGACAGAUAAUGUAACAGCGUGCCUUAUCGUGAGUAGAGUUAAAUGGUGUUUAAUAUAAUGAUUAUUGUACUUAAACAGGAAAUCUGAUACUUCUCAGUGUAUGAAGGGUUUGAACAAAUUUAGAGCUAAUCCAAACUAUGCGCAGUUAGCAUUUUUUCCAAAUUAUUGUUGGAAUAUUAGGUUUAAGUGCUGAAAUCAAUUUAGGUUAGCAGUCUUGGUCUUCUCUGCAAAUAUCUUUAAUAUCUGUUUGGUUGUACAAAUCAAAAUUAGGGAUCUUUUUAAUAUAUUGUUAUGCUGACGGUGAGACUAGAUCUUCUCUUGUCUUUUUAGUGCUGGGUGUUUAAGCGAAUUUUUUCAGAAGCCUUAGCUCUGUACAGUGGUACCUCGGGUUAAGUACUUAAUUCAUUCUGGAGGUCUGUUCUUAACCUGAAACUGUUCUUAACCUGAAGCACCACUUUAGCUAAUGGGGCCUCCGCACUGCCGGAGCCCGAUUUCUGUUCUCAUCCUGAAGCAAAGUUCUUAACCUGAAGCACUAUUUCUGUGUUAGCGGAGUCUGCAACCUGAAGCGUAUGUAACCCGAGGUACCACUGUAAUUAAAUGUAUAUGUUUAAUGGGGGUAACCAUCAGUUACCAGCCAGUGUGGUGUAGUGGUUAAGAGCGGUAGUCUCGUAAUCUGGGGAACCGGGUUCGCGUCUCCGCUCCUCCACCUGCAGCUGCUGGGUGACCUUGGGCUAGUCACACUUCUCUGAAGUCUCUCAGCCCCACUUACCUCACAGAGUGUUUGUUGUGGGGGAGGAAGGGAAAGGAGAAUGUUAGCCGCUUUGAGACUCCUUAAAGGGAGUGAAAGGCGGGAUAUCAAGUCCAAACUCUUCUUCUUCUUCUUCAGGUGAGAAGCUGAAAAAACAGGGUGCCAAAGUAUAAGCUGCACUUUUGUGGGUCAGAUGGCCUGUAGAUGGACCCAUUUGUUAGAGGAGGGAGAUAAAUUGUGCUUAGACAAGGAAUCAUUUGGUAAAUUCAACAAGGAGGUUUUAGGAUUGGGACAGACAUAAUUUUUCAGAUUCUUCUGUACAAACAGCCUGUAGAUAUUGGACUGCUUCACAUUUUAAGCUAAGCAAUGAUUUAGUGCUAUGUACACAAGCCUAGAAUGAGCCUGAGGAAAGGCCAAUGUCCCCCAGCUCUCCUGUGCAACCAGGAGAAUAGCUUCUUAGGAGCCAGAAUAAAAUUCAGCCACCCCACUUGCUGUACUUAAUAGUUGAAUUUAGCAGCACAGAAGUUCCCGCCACAACUGUUUGGCAAUUGUUUCUGAAGGUUAAAGAAGGUUUUCUAGUGGGUGGGUGUUUUUUGUCAACUCUAUUUUGUCCUGUAUAUCUCCGGCUUUGGUGUCAUUUCACCUCAGCGGCCAGUGAAAUCUGUGCAUGCAUAGGCCCCACUGUCUUCAACUUAACUACUUUCCUGGGAGUAAGCCCCAUUGCAUUCAGUAGGGCUUGCUUGUGAGUAGACACACUUUUGCUUGCACUGCUUAUUGAAAAACACCCUCCCCAUCAUUCUCACAUAGUACCCAACCUCCCAUUUCAGCAUACGGCAGCCAGCUAAAUCUUCUCCCCCCCCCCCAGCCCUCAUCCCAUCAAUCUCCCUUUUUAUCAAAGGGAGGGAGGGAGGCCCAAACAAGCAAUAUUGAUACUGAAAUUUUAAUCAAAUCAUGAUAUCGCUUUUUGUUUUUGUUUUAUAUAAAAAAAAGACCUUCUAAUAUAUUGCAGAUCUUGUGCAUGGUAUUCAGAAAACACAAUAUUGGAAAAACCGGGAAGCUAGUGCUUCUUCCUGUGCUAACUCUGCCUCAGUCAACUGUUCCCUGCCAGCAGGCUGCUGCAAAAAUCGCCACCUCUUUGAGAAUGGGUUAGCUCUCCCCAGUGGCGGAGGAUGCCGUUCGGGCACAUGGGGCUGGGCAAGGGCGGCAACGCACCGCAAGGCCUCCGGAGUCUGCCUGCCUCCUCCCACUCAGCCGCCCUACAGCUGGGGGGAGGCAGCGGGCGGACCGUUGGGGCAGCGCGGAGCCUGAGCACGCCCAAGCCACCAUGUCUCUCCCAGGAGAGAGGCCUGGCUUGGGCGCGCUUCAGGCCCCGCGGUGAGUGCCGCCCGGCAUUUUGUCACCCCCCUCAAUGGCGACACACAGGGCAGCCCUCACCCACCACACCCCCCUUCCUCCACCCUGGCUCUCCUUGCCAUCCCUACUAAUAGCUACAAUAAAGGUAAAGGUAAAGGUACCCCUGCCCGUACGGGCCAGUCUUGACAGACUCUAGGGUUGUGCGCUCAUCUCACUCUAGAGGCCGGGAGCCAGCGCUGUCCGCAGACACUUCCGGGUCACGUGGCCAGCGUGACGAAGCUGCUCCGGCGAACUGGCACCAGAGCAGCACACGGAAACGCCGUUUACCUUCCCGCUAGAAAGCGGUACCUAUUUAUCUACUUGCACUUAAUUGUGCUUUCAAACUGUUAGGUGGGCAGGAGCUGGGACCGAACGACCGCCGCGGGGAUUCGAACCGCCGACCAUGCGAUUGGCAAGUCCUAGGCGCUGAGGUUUUACCCACAGCGCCACCCGCGUCCCUGGAAUAGCUACAAUAGUCUGCUGCAAAAAUUCCUGCCUUUUUCAGUUAGCUCUCCCCGUCAUCACUACAAAUAGCUACAAAAACUGGUUACAGGCUGAGCAAAAAUCACUGCAACCGCUGCACAGUCUCCUCUGCCUCCUAAUCGUUUUUCACUUCCAAAUUGCUUGCUUCCUUGCUCCAGUGAUGCUGAGUCUCUGUGGCACAACACUUACAAGGAACUACUCUGUGAUGCUGCUGCUGCUGCUCGCUCUCUGUCCCGUUCUCUUUGUUAACUCUUUCCCUUCGAAAUUGCUUGCUUCCUUGCUCCAUCUCUCUCUGUCUCUCUCCCUCUCUCUCUCUCUCUCUCUCUCUCUCUCUCUCCCUCUCUCUGUGUGUGUCUGUGUCUGUGUCUCUUUCCCCUCCCUUGUUGGUGCUGGAGCCCUUUGUUAGCUGUGUAUAGAACCCCCCCCCCGCUUGACUUUCAACUUGCUUCAGAAUAAAGGGGGGGGGGAGCCCCUGUGUUUGUUGUGUGCACCUUUCUUUUGGGGCAGAAGCAGCCCACAGGUUUCUUAUUAACCCAGCCUAUGCAGCCAGCCCCAUGUUAACUCUGUGAGUCUUCCAGCUUACCAGUCCAAGCAGGAGGGAAAUACCCUCUCGAGAUGCUUGUUGGCUUGCAAGUUGCUUCAGAGUAAAAGAAAAAAAGCACUCUGCUCUGCCUUUUGAACCUUUCCCCCCAUCUGCAUCUGUGUCUCUCCCCCUCAUUAUGCCCCCCCUCAUUUUCUCUUCCAAUCCCAUACCGUACCCUAGAACUCUUCCCAAUUCUCUCCUGGCCCCUUUGGUUUUUCACACAUUUGUUAUUAAUAACAAAUUAAUACAUUGAUAUUAAAUGUGAAGUUUGGGUGCACAGUUAGAAAAGAAUGAAAGUGAGCCUACUGCAACCAUUAUAGGUCUAGCCUCUGUGUGACCCAAGGUUCCACCUGCAUUUCUUGGAGGCUCCUGAGGUUGUCAGACAGGAUGCCAUAAAGAAGAUGACAGACUUGCAUGGGACUCUGCUGCUUAUACAGAGCCAAAUACUCACCAUGCUCCAUAGAAAAGGGGUUGGCAAAAAAUGUUUAUUUCAAGUGGAGGACCAAAGAGCUAAAAUAACUAUAUGGCUAUGCCAACAGUGGACAUUGAUGAAUGCCCUUUGAUAUGGUGAACGGCACAUGAGGCAUCCUUCCCACCUUUGCAUGGUGCAUGCAAAGAAGUUUUGGGCUAUCCCAGGAACGAGUGUGCCUUCUGAAAGUGUGUUCAGCACAUGUUCUUCAGAGACAAAUGGCAUCUCUAUUGCCAGAGAAUGCUGAAAUGCAAAUUUUCCUUGCAAAAUUUUUCAUUUAAUCAUUUUUUGUUCUGUAAAAUUUUAUCCAUUCUUUCUGGUUUGGCCUGGCUUAGAAAAGAAAAUUACCCAUCAAUCAGAUAACUGGUUUGUGGGAUGUAUAAGACUCAGUGAAUACUUGAAUAUCUAAAAGUGUGACACUGAAUUGGUGUUUUGCUUGUUUAGUAACGUAAUUAAAAUUUUAGUAAACAUUCUCUCACCUUACUUUUGAUAUAUGCUACUGAUUACCGUAUUUUUUGCUCUAUAAGACUCACUUUUUCCCUCCUAAAAAAUAAGGGGAAAUGUGUGUGUGUCUUAUGGAGCAAAUGCAGGCUGUGCAGCUAUCACAGAAGCCAGAAGAGCAAGAGGGAUUGCUGCUUUCACUGCGCAGCAAUCCCUCUUGCUCUUCUUGGCUUCUGAGAUUCAGAAUAUUUUUCUUCUUGUUUUCCUCCUCCAAAAACUAGGUGCGUCUUGUGGUCUGGUGCGUCUUAUAGAGCAAAAAAUACGGUACUUCUACAGCUUUAAUUUUAGAGAAAAUGUGCUGAUUUAAACAUUAUUGGUACAGUACCACUAUAACAUAGCAGUUGUAACAAUAUGUUAAAGGUAAGUAAAAAAUUAGCAGUUUUAGAAUUAGACUCAUAAGUAGUAGCAGUUGUCAGGACAUUACCACGUUCACCUCUACAUAGCUCCAGCCUUAUUUCAGAUAUUGUGAUAUAUUGAAAUAUUGCAGUGUUUAGCUGGUGAUAUAUCGUGAUGUUGAAAACCAGAUAUCGCCCAACCCUAGUGUCCAUAGAAAUGAUGGCAGCGCUCUGGCAACAAUAAUAAUGAAGUAUAAUUAAAAAUGUUUUUUUUAGGUAACCUAAUACCUACCAGAACCAUUUCCUAUAGUAGUUACACAAAAUAUAACAAAGCUAAUUAAAGUAAUUUUGCCAUUGGUCUUCACAGCUAGAAGGUCCAUGUGUUCUACAAAUCCAAAAAGUACGCAAUAUAGCUGCACCAAAGGAUAAUGAAGAAUCUCAGGCUGCUCCAAGAAUGCUGCGUUUGCAGAUGACUGAUGGACACACAAGCUGCACUGCAAUAGAAUAUAAUUAUAUGUCCAAAAUAAGGUAAACAAUACUUAUUUUGCUUUAUAUUGACUGAAAGCACAUUACAUUUUAGAACUCUCAAAGGCAUUUCAAUAUAUAGAAUAUGUCUGAGUUUACAAUAUCUUUUGAAGGAGAAAAAGUUUGUUCCAGAAGUGAAGAAAUAAUAAUCCUAUACGAAGAAAUCCUUCAUAUCUUUUUCUGUUUGUGGUUUAUGCCUCCAAGAAUAAAUUGACUGCUAAUCUCUCAUAGUGGUCCUUGGUUUACAAUAGCUGAAAACACAGAAGUACACUGUAAAAGUAAAACAUUUAUAAGAAAUUAAUUUAAUUUAGGGUGUUACGUGUUAUACACAGCUAUAGUUAAAGCUGUCCUUCAGAUUCUUUGGGCAAUUGUGUGCCUAUAUGAUACCCAUUCAAGUAAUCAGCUGGAGUUUAACAUAGGGUGAUAACAGCUGAAAGGCCAUCUGGCCAGCUGAUUAGUUGUGUACAUAAAAUGAGUGUAAUUUCAUUACUAAAAAUGCUAAUGAAUUGCAUAAUAGGUAUGCUGGAUUAGACUACAUAUGAAUUAGUGACUUGAUGAGAAGCCGUGUGCAAAGCUCAUUGGCUUUACACGUAUGGUAAACCAUAAAGAGAUUGCAGAGCAGUUUGUGCACUAAGAAAUUACUUGGUGAGCAAAAUCAAGAAUAUCUUAACAUUAUACAAAAGCCUUUCUCUCUGUAAGAGCCAACGUCUAGGGGCUGAGGGGGCUUCUUGCCCAAAUAAAAUAUUUGAGGGUGCUGUGGCCCUCAAAGUUGAUGGACAUUGCCCUUCAAAUAGCAUGCAGGCACCGCAUCAGGGGGGACUUACCUGCCCCCCAUAUUUUAUACAAGUUGGCACCCCUGCCAACACCAAUUUAAAACUGCCCUGCAACAUUCCUGAAGCUUCUCUAACAGAAAGCUGCUACCCCAUGCACAUUCAUAGUUACACUACAUAGGGAUAUGCAAGAUUGUGCAAGGUUGCACCCAGAUACGUUUACCCUAGUGCUAGUUUGUGAUUAAUCAUAAGACUUGUUGUCUUUACACAACUUCUCCCCACAGCUUUAGAGGCCACAGUACAACUGGAACACUGCCUCCAUAUUAGAUAUUCUGUCCUUUUCCAUGUUGGUCAAGGAGGUAUGCUCCUGUUUUAUCCUAUAUUAUCUACACAGUUGCCUUAAAUCUUGCAACAAGACAGCACUGGAGGUAGUGUGGUGGCCAGGAUUAGGUAUUUGGUUUCAUAGUUGUAUGUAUCCUUUAGAUCUACUUUAGUAUAAAACCAUUCAAGAACCACUGUGGCUUCACUUUAAUUGCCCAUAUUUCUUCCCAGAGCUCAUGUGCCCAUUUUCUCAUUAUCUGUAGAUGAAAGCAUGUUAGGCAUCCAAAAAUAAGUGUGAAGUUGUACUCCAGUACCAAAAGAUCGGUCCAGCUUUGCAAGAUCCUACAGGACAAACCUUCAAUUUUAUAUUUGAAUAAAUUGUAUACUAUUUAAUUAAAUAGUUUCAAAGACAACGUUUUUGUUUCUGAAAAUGUGAAAUGCUGGUUUUGUCAUCUUAGUUCUUUAAAAGAAACAUGUUUCUUUCUGGAAAAAGUUGUCCUUUAAAUAAAACCUAAGUGAAGAAUAAAGUUUAUUUGCACCUGUGCUUGUCAAAAUAUUUUUUUCAAAGCAGUUUCUAGAAAGAAAACAAAAUAGAGUGACAGUAAAAGCACAGCUUAAAAUAGCUCAGCAUUUUUUAGAAAAGAAGAUUUUACAUAAGCAAAAAUUGGCUACAAAAUAUAUUUAAAACAUUUUCAGCAUCUGUCCAAAUGGGGGGUGGGGGCUUCUCUAGUUUCUUCAAGUGCAGAAUUCUGCGAUUGCAGUGCCAGUGAUCAAAAUUUUGCUAAUGACUGGCUGGAGUUUAGAUUCUCAGAUGCUGAUCUUGGGCAGUCCUUAAAGUAACCUGGUUCUAGACUGCUUACACAUUUUGAGGAUUAAUAGAACACUUUAAACUGAGCCUGGAAACAAACAAUGUAUUACUGCAACAUGCUCUGACCACCCUUGUACCAUUUGCAGUUUUUGAACUAGAACAAAAUGGCAGCUCUGCAGAAGGAGCCUGCUGACUUUAAUUCAGCACUCUUUUUCUUGAGGAUGGAAGUUGUCACAUAUUAUGUUAGUUAAUAAACUAUGAUUGUAGUAUUCAUGGAGAUCUGGAAGUAAUUCGCAUCACCUCAACUGUCUUAAUAGAGCUGUUGGCAAAGGGCAGGACUGAGCAAUAUCUAGACCAGGCAUAGGCAAACUCCAGCCCUCCAGAUGUUUGGGACUACAAUUUCCAUCAUCCCUAGCUAACAGGACCAGUGGGUCAGGGAUGAUGGGAAUUCUACUCCCAAACAUCUGGAGGGCCAGAGUUUGCCUAUCCCUGAUCUAGACCACCAGCUCAUCUGAUAAGAUGCUAGACUAGGAAUAUGGAAGACCAAACUCCACAGUUGGGCUCCUUCCUUCAUCUGUGACCAACGCAGAAUGCAACAGGGUCUGUAUGGAGCCAACAUUAUAAUGAAGAUGGUGAAAGUAGAAUGAACAUCUUUUUUCAUUCAGUAAUGCUUGACAGGGAUUUGGAAUUUCUCAUGACACUUUGUACUAGAGGUGUCUUGAUGCUGUUGGUGGAUUACAGAUAUGUGAUGGGUCUCUAUCUCCUUUCUGUGCUGCUUGGCCAAUGUCUGAAGCCCUUUGCUUCAUUGGGAGGGCUGCAUGCUUUGGAUCCUCAAGGUCCCAGUAGCAAGGCUGUGAAUUCUCACAUGCUACUGUAAAGGUGUCUCAGUCAUGAGACGCCCCAUAUUCAGAUAUCUGAAUCUCAUAUCUCCUUUGUGUGCUGUUCCAUUUCCAGGAACAGGGUUUGUUCUCACCUAAGUAUCCCUAGUCAGAGCUCAGUUUCUGAAGUGAUUGACAGCUGAUUUUCUUAAUAUAUUCUGUCAAUUUGACAGAUGAGUGAACAGUUGAAAACUACCAUUGUAAUGAUUGAUGUUCUAUAGAUGCUGCAGCACUGAAAAUGUGUUUUUUGUUUACCUAUUUUGCCACUGAACAAUGGAGGCACUUGGAAAAAAACGUACAGUAAAACACGUUUUCUGUGAGUGCUUCCAGAAGCAAUAUGGAGAUGGAUUCUUACUAUGCUUCCUGCAUAAGGUGAUAGUGCUGGGCCAUGUGUUUUCUCAUGACUACAUCUUCAAGUGCAGAUAUCUUCAAGUGCAGUGAGUCCUUUCUAGUGAUACCUAAAUAAGUCACAUAGCUAUUUAGCAUUAAAACAGAAUGCACUGUAGUUUCACACUACCAAAUUAUUUAAUAUGUAUCACAUAAUAAAUAACUUAGAACUGAUUCAGUGUAAUGGUGAUUCAGAACAAAAUACUGAAAUAAUACUUUCGUCAAUACUUGUGGAGUUCCUCUUGUUCUUGUGUUUAGUCUGAACACUCCUCCUGGAACGAAAAUUAAACUGCUGGGAAUUGUGGAAGUGAAAAAUGGCAUCCUCCUUCUGGAUGACAGCAACACAGUGAUUCUUGGCGGUGAAGUGGACCAUCUUAUAGAAAAGUGGGAGUUGCAAAGGGUGAGGUAACAUGCUUUUCCCUACCUUAAGCUGAAUAAUAAUAAUAAUAAUAACAAUAAUAACAAUAAUAAUAAUAAUUAAUUUUAUUAUUAUUUAUACCCCAUCCAUCUAGCUGGGUUUUCCCCAGCCACUCUGGGCAGCUUACAGCAUAUCUAAAAUCAAAAUAAAAAUAUCAAGCAUUAAAAACCUCCUGAUACAGGGCUGCUUUCAGAUGUCUUCUAAAAGUUGUGUAAUUCUUCAUCUCCUUGACAUCUGAGGUGUUCCCCAGGGAGAUUGCCACUACUGAGAAGGCCCUCUGCCUGGUUCCCUGUAACUUCGCUUCCUCCAAAGAGGGAACCAGCAGAAGACCCUCAGAGAAGGACCUCAGUGUCUGGGCUGAAUGAUGGGGGUGACGCUCCUUCAGGUAUAUUAGUUAAACUUCAAAUUAUUUAUUAGGUAUAUGAAAAUGAAGGCAUUGUGAUUGUGUUACAAAGCACAUUUAAUUAAGUCACAUUGUAAUGUGCAUUAAAAAUGUUUUUAUGGAAAGGUCAGGAUUUAAGCUGGGGAUGGGGAAUCAUAGGCUUGGGGGGGCAUACCUGGCCUCUGGGGCUCCCCAAGACCAUCCCCCCAGACCACAGCCUUCACCAGUCCUGCUCCACACUCUCCUCAAGUUAUUUUCCUCCGGAAUGUGUCCUUGUGCUGAUGCUUCUUGCUGGCCUGGAUGGAGAGAUGCAUGGUGUCUAUGGUGCAGAAUGUGGGAGGGUACAGAGGAAAGUAGAGCAUCCAUUGCUCUAUCCAUGUUUGCCUCUGGCCCUAAAAUGCUGUCAGGUUGCUCACGAGGGGAUUCUCCAUCCCUGAUUUAAACCCAGAAAAUUUAGCAUUUUGUUAGCAUUCUGAGGUGUCAGAGAAAAAUGGGCUGGCAAAAGUUCCACACUGGAGGUGGGCCGUUUCUAUACCAGCCUUCUAUCCAGUGUCAGUGUGGUACUGUAAAUGUCAUAAAGCUCUCUGAUUUCCUUGCUGAGGCUUUUUACUUUUUGCCUCUUCACUUUAUGGGAAAACCUGUCUCUUUCCUGAGGCACUUCAGAAAGAACUUAGCAAACACUCCUUGUACAUCUCUUGAAUAGUGGUUUUUGUCUGAUUAUAUGUACCGUAUUUUUUGCUCUAUAAGACUCACUUUUCCCCUCCUAAAAAGGGGAAAUGUGUGUGCGUCUUAUGGAGCAAUGCAGGCUGCGCAGCUAUCCCAGAAGCCAGAACAGCAAGAGGGAUUGCUCCUUUCACUGCGCAGCGAUCCCUCUUGCUGUUCUGGCUUCAGAGAUUCAGAAUAUUUUUUUUCUUGUUUUCCUCCUCCAAAAACCAGUCUUGGGGUCUGGUGCGUCUUAUAGAGCGAAAAAUACAGUAUUUAUUGCAAUAAUGUAUAACCUGCUUUUCAUGAUGUAAAUCUUUCCAAGGCAGCUUGCAGAGUAACAAAACUGUUAAUAAAACUGCUAUCACACUAUCAAAAUAUUAAGCAGGAUCCUUCCCAGAAGGCAGGUGUGGUAAAAGAUCUUGGGGUGUGGGAGGGCAUAGUCCCUCUGGAGCAGCCUCUAAGGUGGUCUUUUUCCUGCCUAAUAAAUUGAUAUCUAGCGCUGGUUGAAGACACAGUGUGUAAAACACGAAGUUCUGUGGUUUGUGUAGCAUGUUUCCACCCUACAUUUCUUUGAAUCCCUAGAACUUCCUAUUCCUCAGUAAAAAGACUUCGUAUGUAUUUCUUUCUAGAGGCACAAGCUUAAUGCCCAAUUCAAACUGGGUAGUUGAUUUGCUUGUUUAGAAAGUUUGCCUUCUCUCUUUGUCUCCUUCAAGCUUUCCUGUGCCUUCACACUCUUCUCAUGACACCUGUGCUUCUAGUAAGGUUGAUCAGUAAGUUGGUAGAUACAGGGCAUGACGGGUAGAAUGUCCUACCUCUUGCUGUGGCAAUACCAGAUAAUGAUAAUGUUGCUCAAUUUCACAGAGCUUAUCGAAACACAACAGAAGUAACAUAGGAACGGAAGGUGGACCUCCUCCCUUUGUGCCUUUUGGGCAGGUAUGACGUGCUUUUAAAUAGAUUUAAACUUUGAAACAGAAGCGACUCUGUUGUAUCUUAGAAUAUUUCUUAUUAUUAUUUCUUACUAUUUAUUGAAUAUAUAUACCGCCCCAUACCCAGAGGCUUUAUUUUAAAAAAGCUACAUAUAGGACUUUUUAUUUCAAUACUUUGGCAUUGUGUUCUUUAGAGUCUAGUGUUUAACAGGAUAUGGUGCAGGAAAAAGAUAUUUAAGCAUUAAUUUACAAAUCGAUAUAACUGUAAGAAACUAGUUUGAACAUAAUGCUUUUCUACAUGUUUGAGAACUUUCAAGCGGCGGCCAAGUGCUUUCCCAGUCCAUUCUUUCAAGUGCCACAAGGAACAUCAGCUACGUGAUACUUCCUAUUUAGCAAUUAAAUGUUUGGUUAGAUAUCUUUUUCAUUUUAAGUUUUGCCCUUGCUUUGUACUUAGCUGUGUGUACAUGGGCCAUCUGUAUUGGUUUGUUUUUAGAGUGCGCGCGUGCACACACACACACCCAGUUUCUUGUGCACGUACCUAUGUCAAUGAGACUAUAUUCUAAAAGCAGCUUGAUCUGUGGGGUAGAAAGUUUCAAUUUCCGCUAUUUGGUACCAACUGGUUGUCUAGAAAUGGAGUAUUCUUCAUCCAGUAGAGAGGAUUCUUUAAUCAAAGCAAGACCUGAGUGGGGCUGGACUGGGAGGCUUCCUCUGUUUUUUUUUUUAUAAGAUAUUUAUUAAGAUUUUUAAAAAUAUUACAAUAAAAAUGAAAAAAAAAUGACAAAAAUACAAAAUAAAAAUAGUUAAAAACACACAGAUUUUCCAUUACUUAUUUUCCUUUGACUUAUUUCCCGGACCUCCUCAUACCUCCCUUUUUUGUAUUCCACUUCAAUCUGUUGGUUCAGCAAAUCCUUUAAAAAUAAUAAUAUUAAAUUUUUACCUAUUUAUAACCCUUUUUUUCAUAUUCCCUUAAAGCAUUACAGCUGGAAACCACUUAAUUACUAUCCAACAUCAUUCUAACAUUCAUUAAUUUUACAAUAUUUCUGUAGAUAAUCUUUAAAUUUCUUCCAAUCUUCUUCCACCGACUCUUCUCCCUGGUCUCGGAUUCUGCCCGUCAUUUCUGCCAGUUCCAUAUAGUCCAUCAGCUUCAUCUGCCAUUCUUCCACAGUGGGUAAAUCUUGUGUCUUCCAAUACUUUGCAAUGAGUAUUCUUGCUGCUGUUGUGGCAUACAUAAAAAAAGUUCUGUCCUUCUUUGGCACCAAUUGGCCGACUAUGCCCAGGAGAAAGGCCUCUGGUUUCUUCAAGAAGGUAUAUUUAAAUACCUUUUUCAAUUCAUUAUAUAUCAUUUCCCAGAAGGCCUUAAUCCUUGGGCACGUCCACCAAAGGUGAAAGAAUGUACCUUCAGUUUCUUUACAUUUCCAACAUUUAUUGUCGGGCAAAUGAUAGAUUUUUGCAAGCUUGACUGGGGUCAUGUACCACCUGUAUAUCAUUUUCAUAAUAUUCUCUCUUAGGACAUUACAUGCCGUAAACUUCAUACCUGUGGUCCAUAACUGUUCCCAGUCAGCAAACAUAAUAUUAUGUCCAACAUCUUGUGCCCAUUUAAUCAUAGCAGAUUUCACCGUUUCAUCCUGAGUAUUCCAAUUCAACAGCAAGUUAUACAUUCUUGACAAAUUCUUAGUUUUGGGUUCUAACAGUUCUGUUUCUAAUUUUGAUUUUUCCACCUGGAAGCCAAUUUUCUUGUCCAAAUUAUAUGCCUCCAUUAUCUGAUAAUAAUGAAGCCAGUCUCGCACUUUAUUUUUUAGUUUCUCAAAACUCUGCAGUUUCAGUCUAUCUCCAUCUUGUUCCAAGAUUUCCCAAUAUUUCGGCCAAUUGGCCUCCAUAUUGAGCCUUUUCAAAGCUUUCGCUUCCAUCGGUGACAGCCACCUUGGGGUUUUGUUUUCCAAUAAAUCCUUGUAUCUUAUCCAAACAUUAAACAGUGCUUUCCUGACAAUAUGGGUUUUAAAUGCUUUAUGUGCUUUGACCUUGUCAUACCACAGAUAUGCAUGCCAUCCAAAUACAUUGUUAAAACCUUCUAAGUCCAAAAUGUCUGUGUUUUCAAGAAGUAGCCAUUCUUUCAACCAGCAAAAAGCUGCUGAUUCAUAGUAAAGUUUAAAGUCUGGCAGGGCAAAUCCACCCCUUUCCUUUGCAUCAGUUAAUAUCUUAAAUUUUAUUCUGGGCUUCUUGCCCUGCCAGACAAAUCUAGAAAUAUCUCUCUGCCACUUCUUGAAACAGUCCAUCUUGUCCACAAUUUGCAAUGUUUGAAACAAAAACAGCAUUCUAGGCAAUACAUUCAUUUUUAUCACAGCAAUACGACCCAACAGUGAAAGCUUCAAAUUUGACCAGAUUUCUAAAUCUUUUUCACUUCCGUCCAACAUUUUUCAUAAUUAUCUUUAAAUAAGUUCCCAUUUUUGGCUGUCAUAUUAAUCCCCAGGUAUUUCACUUUCUUAACCACAGUCAAGCCUGUCUCAUUCUGAAACCUCUCUCUUUCAAUCGGUGUUAAAUUUUUCUCUAAAACCUUAGUUUUUAACUUGUUCAGUUUAAAUCCUGCCAGUUGACCAAAUUCUUGAAUUAGUUCUAAAACCCUUUUAGUACUAGAUUCUGGCUCCUGUAACGUCAAUACUAAGUCAUCUGCAAAUGCUCUCAGUUUGUACUGUUUGGCUCCGACCUGUAUACCUUUGACCAACCGGUCCCUUCUAAUCAUAUUCAGCAGAACCUCCAGGACCGAUAUAAAAAGCAGUGGGGAGAUUGGGCACCCCUGUCGUGUCCCUUUUUCUAUCUUAAAUUCUUCCGUCACCACAUUAUUUACAAUUAAUUUAGCCUUUUGUUCAGAGUAUAUUGCACCUAUACCAUUUUCAAAACCUUGGCCUACCCCCAUCCCCUGUAGGUUCUUCUUCAUGAAGCUCCAAGAGAUGUUGUCAAAGGCUUUCUCCGCGUCCACAAAUAUCAGAACUGCUUUAGUAUUUAUAUUCACUUCUAGUUUUUCCAAAAUAUCAAUUAUAUUUCUCAAAUUAUCAGACAAGUGUCUUCCUGGGAGAAAGCCCGCUUGGUCUUUAUGGAUCUCUUCCAUCAAUACUUUUUUCAGUCUCUUGGCCAAAAUGUCUGCAAAAAUUUUGUAAUCCACAUUAAGUAACGAUAUAGGGCGGUAGUUCUUAAGCUGAGUCUUUUCAGUCUCUGUUUUCGGUAUAAGUGUAAUGUACGCCUCUUUCCACGACUCUGGUGCCCUUCUUCCUUCCAAUAUUUCAUUACAGACUUCCUUCAAAGGUUGUAAUAGCCACUCUUUCAAAGAUCUAUAAUAUCUAGAAGUCAACCCAUCCGGUCCUGGAGAUUUGCCCAAUUGCAUAUUUUGAAUGGCACCUUCUACUUCCUGUUCAAAUAUUUUGUAGUUCAACAUUAAUUUACUUUCUUGGGAGAUUUUUUGUAGUCCAUUUGUCUUCAAAAAUUUGUCUAUGUCCAUUUAUUUCUGUGGCCCUUGUGUGUAUAAUUGUUUAAAAUACCUCUGGAAACAGUUUCUAAUCUCAAUUGGGUUAUGCAUGUUCUUUCCUUCCACUUCUAAGUUUGUGAUAGUAUUUAAUUUUUGUCUUUUUUUCAUUUGCCAGGCCAGCAAUUUCCCACAUUUAUUAGCUGAUUCAAAUGUUUUUUGUCUCAUUUGUUUAAUUUUCCAUUCUAUUUCCUGAUUCAUCAUUUCCAUAUAUUGUACUUGAUAUAAUUUUAUUUCUCUCAAAAUCUCCUGCGACUUUGGUUUUGCUCUCAGUUUCUUCUCACUUUCUUUUAUUUUCUCCAAAAUUUUAUCUUUCUUCUCAUUUUGACUUCUCUUCUUUAUUGCAUUCUGUUGUAUCAGAAACCCUCUCAUAACAGCUUUACUUGCGUCCCAGAUUACUCUUUUUCUACAUUGGUGUUCAUAUUUAUUUCAAAAUAAUCUCUCAAAGUUUUUGGGCCUUUUUAUAGACUUCUUCAUCUCUAAAUAAGGUGUCAUUCAUCCUCCAUCUGAAGGAGCCAGUUGAUAUUUGUUUCAUCUCCAUCCUUACAGCGUUAUGGUCGGAGCAGGUUUUUGGGCAGAUUUCCACUUUCUUUAUCUUUGGUGCCAUUCCUCUAGUUACCCAUAUUUGGUCAAUUCUAGUCCAUGUCAUCUUGGCUUCAGAAAAGAAAGUUCCCUCUCUUCCCAGGGGGUUCUUUACUCUCCAAAUGUCCACUAAGUCCAUAUUGUCUGUCAUCUCAAAAAAUGUUUUCGGUAGUCUACCAUCCUUGGUAACUACCUGUCUUUGUGCCUUGUCCAUGUUUGUAGAUACUACUCCAUUCAUAUCCCCCAUCAGAAUCAGAUUGUAAUCCAAAUAGUCCAAUAAAGUCUCAUGCAACUUUUUAAAGAAUUCAGAUUUCCCCUCAUUCGGUGCAUAAAUUCCUACGAUCAAAAAUUUCUCUCCUUGAACUUGAAUUUCAAUUGCCAAAAAUCUGCCUUGUUCAUCUUUAAAAAUUAAUUUCGGUGAUAGUCUCUCCUUUGCAUAUAUCACAACUCCUCUUUUUUUAACUUUGUCAGAUGAGAUAAACUCCUGUCCCAAUCUUUUAUUAAUCAGUAGUUUCCUGUGUAGCCUUGUUACAUGUGUUUCUUGUAAGCAAAUCAAGUCCAAUUGUUCCUUUUUUAGUAAAUGAAAAACACUUUUUCUCUUUCGAGGAGAGUUCAAACCAUUACAAUUCCAACUUAACAGUUGCAGAGCCAUGAUGGGGUUACUUCGCUUUACCUCCAACUGCGCCAAGUGUCUGUUCUUGUUCUGUCGAUGGUGUCUCUUCCUCUGGAGCCUCUUGUCCACUUCUUGGAACCUGCACAGUCCCAAAAGAUCUUUAAGGGAGAGGAAGAGACAGGGGAUCAUGCUGGGCUGCUUGAGUAACACAAUUGCUCUCUUAUAAUUUAUCUGUCUUUAUUUCCUGUGUAGUAGAGACUGGGAAGUUCAGAUCACAACUAGAAUCUGGCAUGUGGCUGUAUUGUGAUUUGAUUCUAUUAUAUUAAAAAUGAAAUACAUGGUUGAUGGAGCUGCUUUUUAAAUAUGCUUUUACAUUUCCAGAAGUGUGUAUCUCAGCUUCAAGUGGACAGCAGGGAGCUGGAUCGGAGAAAAACUCUGCAAGUGACAAGCACAGCGAAACCUGCCGGGGACAAUGAUGAGUUUGAAAAACAGCGAACAGCUGCUAUUGCAGAAGUAGCAAAAAGCAAAGAGGUUAGAAAUAGGGUCUGCAGUAUAUUAUUAUUAUUAUUAUUAUUAUUAUUUACAAUAAAUUUGUAAUUUGUGGAGGUACUAUAAUGUCUGUGCGUUCUUUUCUUGGUAUUGUAUGGAGAAAUGAAUAUGAAGGUAUUUGCUGUGUUCCCACAAAAUAAAUUAUCCAGUGAGGAGAAAGGGGGUUCUAAAGGAAUUUGGCAUGGAGUACUGCUGAAGAGAAAAUCACCCAAUCAGUUUAGAAGCAUGCAUUGUUCUAUAUUCAUUGAUUAUAGUUAUUUAAGCUAAUUAGAAAACUUGAGUACAGUGAUACCUCAGGUUAAGAACUUAAUUCAUUCUGGAGGUCCAUUCUUAACCUGAAACUGUUCUUAACCUGAGGUACCACUUUAGCUAAUGGAGCCACCCGCUGCUGCCACGCGAUUUGUGUUCUCAUCCUGAAGCAAAGUUCUUAACCCGAUGUACUAUUUCUGGGUUAGUAGAGUCUGUAACCCGAAGCAUCUGUAACCUGAAGCGUCUGUAACCCGAAGUACCACUGUAUGUAAGAAAGAAAAAAAGAUAGAUAGAUAGAUAGAUAGAUAGAUAGAUAGAUAGAUAUUGGAAACAUAUGUUUCAUUGUAACUUAUCUCAGUACCCAGUUGUUUGUUUGCUUGCUUGCUUGUUUUGGAAAGACCAGAAAUGCAGGAGGAGUAGAUUGUUCAGAUAUCACACUAGCCAAGGAUUAAAAUGAAUAUGUAUAUUGAAUCACAUAAAUAUGUCAGACUUAGGGUAGAUGUUUUGACUGGUUUAUUUCAUACAUAAAAUGUUUUGGAACCAAAACAUUUUGUUAUGUAUAAAAGCAAGCAGUUUUAGUAAUGUAAAAGGUCCCUUAAACUAAAAGCCUAACCGUACUGCCUGUGUAAUCUCUAUAAUGUAUUGGUGAUGAAAUAUUCUUCCUUCCAAUUUCUGAUUUAAGUUGUUUUUUAUAUAAGUUGUGGGAUUCUCUCCCCACAGAGGUGUGUCUGGCUUCUUCAUUCUGUGGCUUUGCACCUCUUUGCCUUUGACACCUGAAAUGUGUGUUUUCAUAGCCCACUCUGUUCUUGUAACUAUAAUCUGUUUUACAUGUUUCUUAUUCUGAGUUUUAAAUUGUUGUAACCUAGCCUGGGAGCUGUUUGUGAAGGUUGGGUAAUAAAUUUGAUAGUAAUAAUAAUACCCAAUUAUGCUUGUUAAAACCUUUUUACAGUAUUUUGUGGUUUCUAGAGAGACCAGAAGUGGAGCUAGAAAUCAAAAUUUUGUUUGCAGGAAUGCUAAAAAUGAGUAUUUUCAGACUGGCUUUCCAUAGUGGUUAUAUAAAGAAAGUUAGUACUGGUGGUACUGAAAGAUUAUUUUCCUUAUCUCUUCUCUAAAGACUAAAACGUUUGGAGGAGGUGGCAGUACUAGAAGCAAUCUCAGUGUGAGUACAGGAGGGAAUCGAAUCAGGGAAGUGUUCCAAAAAGAGAAGAUCAAGCCUGAGGGGAAAAAUGAAGGCGUCUAUCGAGAACUGGUAAGGCUGGAAUCUCAGCAAGCCUUCAAACACCAGUAUUUUAUAUGAAGGAUGUUCAGGGGGAGGGGAGGGGAUGUUUUUGUGCAAGGUAUGCAGAUAUCUUGACUACCAGUACAAUUCCUAUGUGUUACAUUCCGUGGAGCUUACUGAAGGGUACUUCAGUUAGGAUUGCAGCCUAACUCAAUAUUUGAUUAAAGUAAAAUGUUAAAUUGCAAGAAAAUUGAAAACCAAUUGUCAUGGCUGAAAGGUAACAUCUUUGCAGAUAUGUUUCUUAUAAUCCAGAUUUCUCCCCCAUUCAGAUGGAUGUUGAGCUUUUCAACUAUGAAAAUAUUGCUGGAUUUUAGUGACAACAUCAUCAACAACAACAAUCAUCAUCAUCUAUUUCUACCUCGCUCAUCUGGCUGGGUUUCCCCAGCCACUCUGGGUGGCUUCUAACAAAAGAUUAAAAAUACAUUAAAACACCAAUCAUUAAAAUUUCCCUAAACAGGGCUGCCUUCAGAUGUCUUCUAAAUGUCAUAUAGUUGUUUAUUUCUUUGACAUUUGAUGGGAGAGUGUUCCACAGGGCAGGUGCCACUACUGAGAAGGCCCUCUGCCUGGUUCCCUGUAACCUCACUUCUUGCAGUGACGAAACCGCCAGAAGACCCUGGGUGCUGGACCUCAGUGUCCAGGUUGAACGAUGGGGGUGGAGACGCUCCUUCAGGUAUACUAGGCUGAGGCCAUUUAGGGCUUUAGAGGUCAGCACCAACACUUUGACUUGUGCUUGGAAACGUACUGGGAGCCAAUGUAGGUCUUUCAAGACUGGUGUUGUAUAGUCUUGGCGGCCGCUCCCAGUCACCAGUCUAGCUGCCGCAUUCUGGAUUGGUUGUAGUUUCCGGGUCACCUUCAAAGGUAGCCCCACGUAGAGCGCAUUGCAGUAGUCCAAAUGGGAGAUUACCAGAGCAUGUGCCACUCUGGUGAGACAGUCUGCUGGCAGGUAGGGUCUCAGCCUGCAUACCAGAUGGAGCUGGGAGACAGCUACCCUGGACACAGAAUUGACCUGCGCCUCCGUGGAUGGCUGUGAGUCCAAAAUGACCCCCAGGCUGCACACCUGGUCCUUCAGGGGCACAGUUGCCCCAUUCAGGACCAGGAAGUCCCCCACACCCACCCGCCCCCUGUCCCCCACUAAAACUGGUUUAAAAUGUUGUUCUUUUGCCAAAUCUGUAGUUUGACAUCAGCCUUGCUAGUAAUUAUUUAAAAGUCAUUGUGGCAGCAGUGUGCAAGUUGAACUGUUCUUGCAAGCUGUGGCCAGGAUCCAGACAAAUGCAAAGCUAGUACCUUGUGUCUUUAUUGAACAGCAGUUCCCUGUGCUAUACUGUGAACUGCUUCUGAAACUGAAGGAGCUUUCAAAAGCAGUUUGGCGUGGAGGUUAGCUAUUCAAGAGGAAUUUAAAUGUUUGAGGUUACCUGUGCUUGUGUAUCCCUCUUGAAAUUGGUUGAAAAGCACUUUAAAAUGCAAGAACCCAGAUGGAUACUGGGUCACUCAGCCAGGCUGAAAAGUGCCUUCUUUUGAAUUCAUUCAAGGCAGGUAGUAGCUGCUGGAUCUGUGUGCAGCCCUGACAGUGAGAGGGCUGUGAUACUUGCAGUGUGAUUGCUGCAUAUAAGACGGGUCUGUUUCCAUCAUAGUGCAACAGUUCACAAUUCCCAGAACACACCAGGUUGUAUUGAAUGAUGUGGGGAUAGAAGUGUAUUCAUCCCAGGCUUUCCUGACUACUCCAAUCCAUUGCAGUUUUCUGAACCUCCUUAAAAGACUCCCUUGAGUGGUGAGCAUAUCCUGAAAUGUGGCACAUGGACUGCAGUGGAAUGGGAAAAGCUCCAAAUUAGUGGGCGGCAUAGGGAUCACAAUUAGGUGGUGGCAUCCCCUACCUGCUCCUGCCCUCCUUGGAGAUAAUUCAGGAAAGAUGUUUGUUUAAUCAAAGGCAAUAAAUAAAGGGCAUAUUUUGAUAUUCUCUUUGUCUGUGGUUUGUAUGAAAUUAUGACUUUGUAAGAAAUUACUCUUAAUUUAGCAAAACAGACUUGUCUUGUGUGUCUUGUGUGUACAUGAAAUACUAAUUUGUGUUUUAAUUUAAUAUAAAUAUUCACUUUAACAGUUUUAUGGGGUACAUUGUAUCCAUGGUUUACAUUUAUUCAUGUCUUCUAUUGCAGGUUGAUGAAAAGGCUCUCAAACAUAUAACAGAAAUGGGUUUCAGUAAGGAAGCAGCAAGGCAAGCGCUUAUGGAUAACAGCAACAACCUUGAAGCUUCAUUGAACUUCCUUCUGAACAGCAAUAAACAAAUGACUGUACAAGGGCCACCUCCUAGAGGUACAACUUUAAAGGCUGCUUCUUACAGAAAAGCAUUUGAAUAGGAACAAUUUACUUCUGAACUACAACCAAAGGUUUCUGGUGGUUUUCUGUGAAGCCACCAACUAUAAUUACUUCCCAGUUAACAUUGCUGUUGAUGUGUAGAGCAUGAGGCUAUUGUAACACAGUACAUAAUGGAUUUAUAAUACAACACCCCAAGGGAUUCUGUAGUUGUGGUGCUGUAAAGCUUCUUUCAACGAAUGUCUAACCUGCCUUAAUGUCACCAGGGUCUUGAGAGUUAGAAUGUUCUUUGGCUACCAUGGGUUGAGCUGAUGAGAUCCUUCAGAGGAACAUGGCAGACAGCAAGGCCAAAGGGGGCACAUGAGCCCAGGAAAUGACUUAGCACAAGGAACUAGGAAAAAGUUGUUUGGAAGAAGGGAGUGAUACAGAGGAAUGGUGAAAAGGAGCAGGAAAACUAGGAAAGGGUGUGCAGAGGUGCACGUAUCUAGGAACCUUAAGGGUAAAGUUUCUUCUCCUUUUUCUUCAUUAAAUUUAUAUACUCUGCUUCAUCCUAAGAUCUCAGGGAGGUUCACAAGGUAAAAAUACAGGAUAAAAGCACAAAAUAAAUAGAACAAAAACAGAGCAGCACCCCCACCCUGCCAAAAACACUUUUAAAGGGCCAUAGAAAAUUAAUCAGCCCAAGGCCUGAUUAGAGGAACACUUUCACCCAGCGCCUAAAGACAUAUGUUGAGGUCGCCAAACAGACCUCCCUGGGGAGAACAUUCCACAAAUGGAGCCACUGCGGAAAAGGCCUGUUCUUGUCUUGCCACCCUUUGGACCUCUCAUGGAGGAGGCACAUGAAGAAGGGCCUCAUGAUGAUCAAAGAGUCCAGAUUGGUUUUCAGUAGAAUUAUGCCAAAAAGCAGUUUAAACAGAACCUCUUGGAAUUUCUUCCACUUGGUUUAUUUUUCACAUAUGCUUAUUUACAGUAGCACUGACUGGGAAAGAGGGGUCACAAAGGGAGGAGUUAAUUCUUAUCCACAGUGGAGAUGAACACUCCAUCACUGUGAUCAGCACACUUUUUAACUUUGGCAGGAUCUUGUAAAUAGCAUAUCUAAUUUUACCAAUUCUUUCCUUACUUUCCUUACUAUCACUGCUAUGUGGUAAAAGUAGAAUGUGCUCAAUUACCAGCUUCUGUGUCUUAUUCUACCUCAAAACAUGGAUACUACAGAAGGUUUUUGGCUAUUACUUCCACUUUCUUUUAUAUUCUGGCUCCCCAUCCCACCCCAUUUAGCUCAUGGAUUCUUCCUGUAAUAUUUGCAGUUAAUUCCCACUGGACCUUCUAUAGUGGUCAGGUUCAGUGACUUUUAAAAGUUUUGUCAUGCAUUGAAGAGGCAAGGCAAGCUUGCUGUUUUGGUCAAAUAAGAAUAGUGUUGUUACAGACUGCUGUAUACCUAAUUUUUUUUAAAAGUCUCAGAUAAAUAAGUUUGAGUGGACAUAAGGUAAAGGGUUCAUUUUAAUGGCCAUGCAUGCCCUAGUCAGGUGAUCAUCUCACAUGAUGAGAGGGAGAAAAGGAGCUCGAUAACUAGCUUGGUUCCCAGCCUAGCUCCUCUCUCUGCUUUGGAGGGUGAAUGUUUCUAAUGGACCCAUGCUGAAUUGUGGGAGCUCCCUGUAGAAUUAGAACCCUAAUUGCUUACAGUAUUUGGAAUUUGCCAGAGCAUGAAAAACUUACCUUGCAUCCAGGUGCAAAGAUUUUCUCUGAAAUAUAUAUCCUACUUUAAUACACCUUAACAUGGUAGGUGUAAGAUAUUGUCAACAAAAAUAUGGAAAAUGUCUUCAGCCAUCUAUUUCAGCCUUCCCCAACCUUGUGUCCCAGAUGUUGAUGGAGAGCAUUUGCCAUGCUGGCUAGGGGUGAUGCAGUUGUUCUCCCAACAACGUCGGGGAACACAAGAUUGGUGGAAGCUAAUCCAGUUGAUAAGUUACUACAUUCCUUUAAGGUUUCUCUGUAUACCUAACUUUAAAAUACUUUGAAUUGCUUUAUUUUUCAAGCUAAGUUCAUUUGACUAUAACUAAAUAGGUUAUAUGAUUUAUCUCUAGGGAAGGGGAAAGGCAGAGGCCGGAUACGACCUGAAGAUGAGGAAGAACUAGGAAAUGCCAGGCCAUCGGCUCCAAGCACACUGUUUGACUUCCUGGAGUCUAAAAUGGGUACUCUUGCAGUAGAAGGUAUGUAGACAGGGUGGGAGUUUGCAGCUUCUUGCACGACACCAUGAGUAGAUCCAUCAUCCAUAUGAGUAGAUCCACCUCCUUGGCUAGUUCACAAGUCCCAACUGCUGUGCCUAGGGUGGGGCUUAGAAAACCUCCUGCAUAUAAGUCUUCAGUCCUUAUAGAAAGAUGCUGGAACUCUGUCUCCUUAACUUAUUUGCUCUCUUUGCUGUGAGCCUGUGUGUAUAUGAUCUUAGACUGUUAACUGGAAUUCCUGUUGACCAAACUUUGGACCGUGCCUUGGUCUCACUCUGAAUCACCCUGUAAGUGAAAUCUGACUCUUGGCAUCCUUCUCCCUGACAGCAGGAUACGGACCAUUGCCACACUGGCUGGGGUUCAUGGACGUUUUAGUUCGAAACGGGGCACCCCAUUGGCUAAUAAUCGAUGGGGUAGGAGAAAGUGCUGGAGCAAAUAGAAUCUAUAUACCAUGUUGACUCAGGUGAUUAGGGCCCCUGCAGAGUGACCCUCCUCCCACCCUGACCUCUGGGCAUUCCAUUGUACAGUGGAACCUCUAGUUAUGAACUUAAUUCAUUCCGGAGGUCGGUUCUUAACCUGAAACUGUUCUCAACUAGAGGCGUGCUUUCGCUAAUGGGGCCUCUUGCUGCUGCCGGCACACGAUUUCCGUUCUCAUCCUGGGGCAAAUUUCUCAACUUGAGGUAACUCUUCCAGGUUAGCGGAGUUUGUAACCUGAAGCGUUUGUAACCUGAGGCGUUUGUAAUUCAAGGUACCACUGUACUGUAUAGACCUAGUAUUGUGGAGCAGGCAUCACCUUGAACAUUUAUAGCUGUCCUCUUAAGUCUGAGUUUUCUUGGACAUGUCCUCUUUUGGGGGGCCAGCAUACCCAUCCAGGCGGAUUUUUGCAUUUUAUAUGAAAUGUCCAGGUUUGGGUCUGAAGUGAGGUCUGCAGCCUACGUUGGCACUGCCAGCGACACUGAGGACAGAUGUUGAGGAUAACGACGCCAGACCCACAUGCCUCCUCACUUGCACGUCACCCAGAGGCCACACGGUUCUUCAGAGUGGCAGAACAGUAGACCUAAUCCUGUGUUUCCCAAAAUGGGUGAUACCGCCCCCUCGGGAGGCUGCAAAGAUCCAGGUGCAAUUGGUGGGUGCUGAAUAAAGCUGAGGGGGCGGUGGAAGCGACACCACCUCCCCUGGCUCCAGCGGUCAUGCUGGAGGCCAGGGUUUUUCCCAGACUUGGGUGAGCCAUUUUCAGCUUCACCCAGGAUCGGGAAGUAGAUCGCAGCUUGCCUGCCUAUUUGGCCAAUGGCAGGUGGGCAAUGGCGCCAGCCCCACCACUGGGGCGGAUCGGACUGAGCCAGCCGGCUUCACUCUGGUACGGCCCAUGGGUUUUUAAUCCUGGGGCCUAGUUCACCUCAUAGAGCUGAACAUUAAUAAAUUGAAGGCAGUGCACUAGGUUCAUCCUUCUCAUUAGGACUAUUUUUAAUGUUAUUUGUAAUUUUUAUUUUAAUAUUAUCCUUUGUUAUCUUCAUUUUGUGUGUGUAAUGCAAAUGUUACUAUGGUUGAUUUUAAUAAAUAAUUUUAUAAUUUCGAGUUUCAAGGUGUCUUAUUUACAACAUUUUUCUGUGCUGUGGUGUAGGACGGAGGUAGAAAUAUAGAUACAUAAACAAUGCAAAUUUGUCACUGCAUAUUUCUCUUUGUUCACUUAAGGACGGUGGAUUUCCGGGGGGCGCUGAGUAUAUUUUUUUUUCUGAAAGGGGGGCAGUAGGCCAAAUAAGUUUGGGAACCUCUGGUGUAAUCCGUCAAGGCAGCAAAGAGGGAAACUUUAAAAGUGACUGGUUGAACAGAUAACAUUUUAAUCCCAGCAAAUGGGUUAUCCAUGGGUUGGCUUAUACUUGGAUCAUCUAGUGAAAAGACUGGAAUGUUUUUUUCUCCAAGACCAGUCCUGGUGGGACCUUUGGUAUGCUGCCUUGUCUUUCCCACUCAUGCCCAGAACAUUAACCAAUAUCUAAUUAGAAAACGCAUAUUGGUCAUCUUGGAGACUUCUUUCUGGCCAGGUUGUGUAUGGUUUGCCUGUGUUUGUUAUAGCUCAGACUUCACCACGGUUGCAUUGUACAGUCUACCCAAACUUGCUUAGCCAAUAGCUCUUCCUUUAUUUUAGACUGGACCUUUACUGUAGAGGCUCAAAGUUCAGGGCUAGGAGGCUCUGGGAUAUUCUUCUGGAGUACUUUACACUCUACUGGCAGCCCAAAGGGACUCAGCUCACAGGAUAUACCAGAACACUUGGACUCAUUUAAUUCUGUGGUGCCAGAAUGUCUGUUUCUCUAUGAUGGUUUUGGUUGAGGUCUAAAGCCUAAUACCCUCUCCAGCCAGCCUCCCACAGAAGUAGUAAUGGCCUCCAUGGUUUUGUUUUUUUUAAAAAGGGUAAGACAAAUUAAUGUAGUAUAUUUUUCCCUUAUUAAAAAUGGCUACAAACCACAUUGGCUAUGUUCUGUCUGCACUGUCGGAGGCAAUAUGCAUCUGAAUUCCGGUUGCUGGGAAUUACAAGUAGGGAGAGUUGCUGUAAUGCUCAUGUUGUUGUGUUCCUUUGCUUUGUGUUUUCGAUUUUUCUUUAAUGCUGUCAGAUAAUAUUGAGAUUUUCCAGUGUAAGAAUAUGCAGCUUGAAGUUGUUCUGAAAUGUCUGUAUAUUAUUAUUUCUUAAAUUUCUAUACCACCCUUCGUCCAAAAAUCACAGGGCGGUUUACAACAUAAAAACACAAAAAUACAUACCAUAGUAAGAAACAAGUAUUCUGCCCUCGGUUUAAAAGACUAAAGAAUGUUAACCAGCCAAAAGUCUAGUUAUAGAGAAACAGUUUUGCCUGGUGCCUAAAGAUAUGUAAUUAAGGUGAGCCUCCUUGCGGAGAGCAUUCCACAAGUGGGAGCCACUGCAGAAAAGGCCCGUUCUCGUGUUGACACUCUCUGGACCUCUUGAGGAGGAGUCACAGGACGAAGGGCUUCAGAUGAGGAUUGCAGGGUCCAGGUCAGUUCAUAUGGUUCAUAUGUUGGCUCCCCAACUAUUUUGUAUGAAGUGAAACAGUAAACGUGGCAUUAACCCGAAGCUACUGUGAGGGAUGUUACUGGUGUAACGGGUGUGAUAUUUUGCAUUACAAAUUAUACUCUAAUAUGUGAUAGUUGCAUAGUUCCAGAUAGUGGGAUAAACAGAGGAAGUUUGGUAUGUAGUGUGCAGUUGGAAGACCAAGGGGCUAAGAGCUAUUUCUUCCUUUAAGUUAAAAAACAACAGCACAAGUUUUAUUCCGAGCCUCUUAUGCACUAUAUUGUUGAUCUCUUCCAGUCAUUUUGAAUCCAUUGUUGCAAAAAUUAAGGAAAGGUGUUUGAAGUUACAGUUUCAAACACUUUAAGGGGGGAGGAGAACCUGUGCACCAUCUAGAAAUUAUUUUUUAAAAGAACUGCAUUAUUUGCAUGUGAAGAAGCUUUCAGUAUUCUUUAGCAUUUUAUUUAAUGAAAGGUUUCCUUUUAAAAGUAGUUUAACUUGGAGUAUUUUGAAGUAUUUAGACUACACGUAAAAGGAGAUUUUACUUGUUAUGGAACCACUUUCAAAUUUUACAAAGAGAUAGUUGUUUCAGCAGCUACUUGAGGCACCCUUCCUGGAAAUAAGCUUGUUGUUGUGUAAAACACAAUUUAUGAAGCUCCGAGCUAUGCUUGAGUUUUGUUACUCCCAGUUUCUGUGAUUUGUUGUUGAAUGUCCUUUGGCAAUACCUGACAUCCUUAUCGAUGUUUUGUAUAGCUAGAUGGAAAUCUUGCUAAUGGGAAAACUCAGCUUUUUCCUCCUUCAGAUACACACUCCCCCCGCCCGCCCCCGUCCAAAAAUGGGAAGCUUAGUUCCAAAUGGUUUCAACACAUGUGAACCACCCUGAGAUCUAUAAAUGAAGGACAGUAUACAAAUUUAAUAAGCAGCAACAACACUGACCUGGUGCAAAAACAGAAUUGUCUUCUGCAGGAAAUUUUGCAGACAACUUUAAUCCAGGGAUGGUGGGACCUUGUGGCCCUCCAGAUGAUGUGGGACUCCAACUCCCCUCUGUCCCAGCCAGCAUGACUAGUGACCCAGGAUGAUGGUUAUGAGUUCCCCAUCCAAACUGGGAGGGGUGGCUAACACCCCAGAGGACAGGAUCACACUUCAAAACGACCUUGACAGAUUAGAGAACUGGGCCAAAACAAACAAGAUGAAUUUUAACAGGGAGAAAUGUAAAGUAUUGCACUUGGGCAAAAAAAUGAGAGGCACAAAUACAAGAUGGGGGACACCUGGCUUGAGAGCAGUACAUGUGAAAAGGAUCUAGGAGUCUUGGUUGACCACAAACUUGACAUGAGCCAACAGUGUGACGCGGCAGCUAAAAAGCCAAUGCAAUUCUGGGCUGCAUCAAUAGGAGUAUAGCAUCUAGAUCAAGGGAAGUAAUAGUGCCACUGUAUUCUGCUCUGGUCAGACCUCACCUGGAGUCCUGUGUCCAGUUCUGGGCACCACAGUUCAAGAAGGACACUGACAAACUGAAACGUGUCCAGAGGAGGGCAACCAAAAUGGUCAAAGGCCUGGAAACGAUGCCUUAUGAGGAACGGCUAAGGGAGCUGGGCAUGUUUAGCCUGGAGAAGAGGAGGUUAAGGGGUGAUAUGAUAGCCAUGUUCAAAUAUAUAAAAGGAUGUCACAUAGAGGAGGGAGAAAGGUUGUUUUCUGCUGCUCCAGAGAAGCGGACACGGAGCAAUGGAUCCAAACUACAAGAAAGAAGAUUCCACCUAAGCAUUAGGAAGAACUUCCUGACAGUAAGAGCUGUUCGACAGUGGAAUUUGCUGCCAAGGAGUGUGGUGGAGUCUCCUUCUUUGGAGGUCUUUAAGCAGAGGCUUGACAACCAUAUGUCAGGAGUGCUCUGAUGGUGUUUCCUGCUUGGCGGGGGGUUGGACUCAAUGGCCCUUGUGGUCUCUUCCAACUCUAUGAUUCUAUGAUCUCUGCUUAAAGCUAAGAACUUGGGGAUUGCUGCACAAUUAUGGGGCUUGCCUCAGGUCCAACACUCCUAGAAGCUUAUCAGCAGUUCAUUUUCGUAGCAUAAAGGAAACUGACAGGAACUCCAACUCCACCCCACCAUUUCCUCUUGUAUUAUUCCUUCUCCAGUGAGCCAUUAGCCCAAACUAUCAAAUGGCGUAUAUGCUUUUGCUGGACAGUAGUAACAAACCUAAUUUGACACUUAAGAGCAGGACAUGCUGUUUUGUCACACAGCUAGACAUCUCUUCAGCUAUUAUGGUAAAAUGAAAUUGGGGAAAAUAGCUUGGAAAAUGGCUCAGUCUUUGCCUUAAUUGCAAGACAGGAAAGCUUUUGUCUUAUACUAGGUAGUUUUAAGAUGACAAGCAUUUCCCUUUUAAGUUGUCAGUCAAUCAUUUUAUUCACUUAGGUUCCCAUAAAUCUGUGACCUUGAAAUAAUCAUGCCAGACUAACCUCUUUCCCUUUGCAGAAAGCUACAGAAAUUCAUUGGGUUGGAAACAUCUGCUGUGAUGGUUAAUAAAAUCAAUGCUUUUUUAAUGGAUUGUGGCUUUCAAAGUCCAAAAUUACUGUCAGAUACAAAUAGUCUGAAGUGACAGGGUAGCAAAAUUACACCAGUCCACUGACUUACCUGUCUCAAGGUGGACUCUGACUGCAACAGUUCUAAUGAAUGUUUUUCGUCUGUGCUCAGCCUGAAUUAGUAAAAUUUGCUAGGGAGAUCAACCAAAUUAGAUACCUUGCACACUUAAGAAUUCCAGCACAAAUUUCAGACAGAAUUAAUUAAACAAUAUAAACAAUUGAUUUGAGAAGGGGGGGAAAUAUAAUAUUAUUCAAAGCAAAGCAUGCACCUUCAGAUUUAUAUUUGGAUUUAACAUAGUGUUUGUGUGUCUAAACCACAGAGCCUAGGGCUUGCCGAUCGGAAGGUCAGCAGUUUGAAUCCCCGCGACGGGGUGAGCUCCCGUUGCUCGGUCCCUGCUCCUGACAACCUAGCAGUUCAAAAGCACGUCAAAGUGCAAGUAGAUAAAUAGGUACCACUCCGGCGGAAAGUAAACGGUGUUUUCCAUGUGUUGCUCUGGUUCGCCAGAAGCAGCUUAGUCGUGACCUGGAAGCCAGUACAGCGAGAUGAGCGCUGCAACCCCAGAGUUGUCUGCGACUGGACCUAACGGUCAGGGGUCCCUUUACCUUUUUAUCUUACCAGGUGCACCAAUAAAUGAAUUCUUUUCAUUUAAAGCAAGUGUUGGACACAACAAAGAAGCAAACGUUUAUGACUUCUGCUUUUAUACUCUCUGCUCAACAAUAAAGAUUGGGUUUGCUUCGCUUACUAUUUAAGCUAGACCUGCACAAGCUGAAGCCUGUGAAUUGUUUAUAGUCUCUUUCCUGGCCAUUUCACCCCUCAGCCCCCUGGAUUUAAACUACCUUUAGGCUUGUGGCCCUUUCCUUUCUCCUUGAUGGAGUUAAGAAGUUACAGCCAUUCCGUGGUUUAGAGGUUGUGGUCAUUCCAUGAAAUACUUUCCUUUGAGGCAUUGUUUUCAUUCUCCCUUACGUGAUUUGCCAGACAUUUGAGUUGAGCGGACUAUGGUUACCUGCAAAAUGAGAAACAUCCCAAACCACGAACCCUUCAAAGCAUGGUUUGGUAGCAGUUGCUGAUUAGCGGUAGCCAUAGUUUGCUCUAGUAACAGCUUCGAAAUCAAGAGCUUCGUGUGCUUAUCUUUAGGUGGCUCAUGCCCCCAGUGUUUAACUCCUGUAGCUUGUGAAAAACGUCAUUCAGGUUAAUACCAUAUGAACACUUUCCCACGUGUCUUGCUAACAUAGAUUAUUGACAUGCUUCUUGAUUGCACCUUAUAGAAUAGUUCUAUGAGAAUGUUCUAUGAAGUUUUAUUAUGUUGUGAUUUUAUUUUAUUUUUUAACCCCCUUUUUAAUUUCAUGUGAAUUCUUGACUUUUAUGUGUAAUUUUGGCAUCCUAGAAUCUUUGCUGAGAGGCAGGAUAUAACUAAAAUAAAUAUAGGUUGAGAGUGACAAUGUGACCUUAGACUCCAUGUAUUAUUUAUACACCAGAUGAUCAACUACAUAUCGGUUGUCAAAUAUCUAAACUGUCUUUAGGAAUUAAAAUGAUUUGAUACUGAUUAGCUGUGUCACUAAUAACUGUUGUUUUUCUUUUGUAGAACCAAAGUUACAGAUGUCACUGCAGCAUCAGGGGCAGCACAGAGUAAUGAAUACUGAGCAAAAUGGCAUAAAAGUAUAUAGUCAGCAAAGGCAUGUUCCUCGAAAUGACACCAGGCAGCCAAGGAACGAGAAGCCACCUCGUUUUCAGCGAGACAGUCAAAAUUUGAGGCACGCCAUGGAGGGGAGUGUAUUAAUGAGAACCAGAGCUUCCGAAAGACAAAAUUCUUUGGGCCCUGAACAAUGGAUUGAAGAGAGAAAUAGGUGUGAUAGACUUUAUGCUCGAAAAGAUACUUCCUAUCCCACAGCUGUUCACCCUGGUGACUUUCAUUUUAAGCGGGACAUCCCAGUGCAAAGCAGACAAGGAAAAGUUGCAUCACCCAUGGAAAUGAAAGAGAAUUCUGCUGCUCAAGAUGCAUCUGACAACAAUAAUCAGAAACAGGGAAGUAGGGAAAACCAGAUGCACCAUCCUGACAAUUUCUAUGAUAGGAAAACACUAAUGCUAACAAAUGAAACUUUAACUGGCUUAAAAAAUGAGCAGCACUUUGGCAUGAACAUAGAUUAUCAAAACCCUGUUAGAACUGAUCGUUUUAGUUCUGUACCAAAUGGCGACGUGGAGCAUUUUCAGAAAGGAAGGAGAGUUGGACCUAUUAAACUGCCCGCACCCAACAUGGCCACAGCAUUUGAUGUAAAAAUGUACUAUGAUACUGGGCCCAAAAAGAGAUCUGGACCCAUCAAACCAGAAAAAAUGGUGGAACCAUCUACUUCAAGAGAAUAUGGGAAAAGCUGGCAACCAGGGGAUGAAUGUUUUGCCCUUUACUGGGAAGAUAACAAGGUAUGCCCUACUCAAGUCAAAUUCUGUUGCUUCUGUUUUAAGUGCAAGAGGCGUAUUUGUACUAUCAAACUCUGGCUAUUGUUUUGGGGAAAGGGAUGUUGAUAAAAUAUCCCUGUUUAUUAUGUAUUUUGUGUUUUUUAUAUUGUGCUUUUGUGUUGUGAACCCUGAGAUGUAUGGGUAUAGGGCUGUAUACAAAUUUAAUAAACGAUAAUAAAUAAGAAAAGUAAAUAGUUUGCUGCCUGGGUUUGUAAAGUUUUUCUAUCCUGGCUUCCUGUCCUUCGUGGCACUCUGUUGGGUUGUGUGGAACUAAGAAUUUUUUUGUCAUAUCUGUAGUAAUGGGUGUUCAGAGGAUAUUUCCUUAAAAGCAGUAGGCUUGAAGUAAUCCUGGGUAAUAGGUGUGACACAGAAGGUGGGACUCUUUAAGAGUGAGUUUUCUCUGAAUAAGUGAUCCUAAAGAGACAGAUGCGCAGCCUUGUUUUUCCCUCUGUACAAAGUGUAUAAAAUGUAAGGCACUUGAGCAAUUUAAGGAUAUUUUAAUUUUUAAACAAUAGAUUAUAUCUGCAUAUUUAGUAAAACCUUUAAAAUUGAACUGCAGAUGCCUUUUUAAGAAUCAAGGAUAUGGAAGAAUAUUUACAACUGAUAUAAUCAACCAUUCAUUUUUAGGGUGAUUUGUCAUCUUUUAAUUUUUAAUUAUUAUUCUCUAGUAUGUAAUGCAGUUUGCCAACUCACACCUCACUGAUUAAAUUGUCCCGUCAUUUAAUCAGCUAAAGUAUUUGUUGAGUAAAUUGCAGAUUUAAAUCUUUCACUAGGAAUGUUUUAAAAGAAAAUGGAUAAAGUUACUAUCAGCUGUUUCUUAUACAUUUUUCCUAAUCCUAUUACAGAUUGGUUUUUAUUACAUGGUUUGUGAAUAUAUUGUUGCUUUUGCAACUAAAAUAUGUGAACUUCUGUUUUAAAUGUCUUUCCAGUUUUAUCGAGCAGAAAUUGAAGCUCUUCAUUCCUCUGGGACAACUGCAGUUGUUAAGUUCUGUGAUUAUGGAAACUAUGAAGAGGUGUUACUAAGCAACAUCAGACCCAUUCAAGCUGACACCUGGGUACGUGAUAAUAAAUUGUAUACAAAGAGAUAAAGUGCAUAGUUCAUACGAACAAUGAAGCCAUAAACAGAUGACUGGUAAUCGUGCAGAGAGUUUGAAGUAAAAGCCUGAAGAAGAGAAUUCCAGAACUGGGUUAAGACCUUCUUUAUUACAUAUCCAUCCAUAACAAUGCCUUAAAGAAUCUGCAUGUGGUCUUACACUCAUGUAAUAAAAUGUAAAUUGUUCGGGCAGUAUUCUCAAGUCACUAGCAAAAUAAUAUUUAUAUGAAAAAUUAACAGGAUGCUUUUUAAAUUUGCUCUGUCAAAUUAAGGGUUCUGACGGACAGCUUCCAUAUGGUUCUAUUUUAGUUUAGGAGAUGAUGAAUUCAUAAGUCUUAAAUUCCAAAGGGUUUUUUAAUCUAUCUGUAUGUCAGGUAAAAUUAGAGCUGCUUCCACCAUUGUUUUAAUUGUGCCUAUUAUUUUGACAAAUGCUACUUAAGUAUAUUAGAUAGCUACAAUAACCAUAAAGACCUAAAGUGCUUCAUAAAAUAUGCUAUUCUAAAAGGUCUUAUACAACAUGUUCAUGGAAAGCUCUAUUUAGGUAAAACUAGAGUUUAAAAAACCCUUUUGUUUAGUGCACGUUUAUUCAAGAACAAUUGGGUUGUAUCCAGUGAAGCCCAAACUGCCUCCCACUCAAUUAAUUCUCAAUUUCCCAUUCACACUGCUCCCCACUCCCGAUCCUAUAGAAGCAUCCUUGCAUGAGUACAGCAUUGGUUACCACCCACUGCUUUGAACUCCAUUUUACUAAGACUGUCUGUAUAAUUGGCUAUGAUGACACUUUAUAACUAUCUUGUUAAUGGUACACAGAAGAGUGAACGCUUGAAUUGGCUUUUACAUUUUCAGUCCUUUCUGUGCUCUCUUUCUGAGUUUUUUUUGACAACCCAGUAGAAAAAUUAAAAAUCCAUUAUGGUUUUUUAUAAAUUUUAUGACUUUAACAUAGCAGUUCAAGUAGUAAUUACCAGAACUCGUGCUACAUUUUUUCAUGCUGCUGAUAAUUCCUCACAUUUUAUUCUCUUUCAUAUAGCUGCAAACAUAUUAUGUAAAGUGGAGGACCUUGUUUUUCUUUCCAUACAAGCUUCUGCAUUCUCUUAGUACUAGUUUCUUCUAGCAAAGAGGUUUGUUCUGUAAUUCAGGAUGGAGACAGUCAAGUGAUGUCUAGAGUCUCCUGCUCUUUUCCGUCCCAUCAGAUUAGCUCUCAGAUUCUCUGGCAUCCAGCCCAAUCUGAAAUGUAUCAUGUACUGUCACAGUCCCUGUUGUGGGUCCCCAUGCAGUUCUUCUUGCACGACUCCCAGAUUUCCAGACGACAUUGAAGUAGGUUUAGAAGCCAUCAGUGCUGUCACACAUUUCUGCAGAAUCUCGAGGUAGGACCCAGGAGCAUUAUGCAUCUCAUGGUUUCUAGCAUCUUGGUCCUGUGCAACAUUCAGAGCCUCAGUUGGAGGCAGCAAAGAACGCUGCAGGCCAUAUUGUGGCAGCCACUGCAAAACCCAACUUUUGUCAUACCUGUUUCCUGGCCUAGAGACCCAGUACACUCAUCAUUCAGAAUCUGUUUAGUUUUCAGAUGUCCUGUGGAUAUCCAGCAAAGAAUUUGGGUCAUUUCAGGAUGAAAUAAGAGAACCCACCCAAAGCUCUCAUUUGUAUGGAUGCAUUGCUAAAGAUGAGUUAUGCUAGUUCAGUGUUCGUCUGAUUAUGGGCUUGGUCAGCCUGUUGCCUGAUCUGAGGGACAUCACUGUGCUUUUGUUGCUUGUGGUGGCUGAAGACAUACCAGUUCCAGCCAGUGUGCUUCAUUAUGAUACUAUGGUCAUGCACAGUCUAUAGCAUCAGGAGGAAAACUGGUAGGCAGGCCUGAAACAGCAGCAGCUGCUGCAAAUAGCAGGUGAAAAUACAAGGACAGAGAAAAGAGAGAGGAAGAGGCUCAGUGAGUUGGAGGCAGUCUGUUGAGGGACACGUGUGUGUGCCACACCCACCCACACCCCGUGGUGGCCUUUUCUAAUUGUCUUGCCUCAGAUUUUACAUAAGGAAGAUACUCAUAAUACACACACUUAAAUUGACAUCAAAGCAACAUAAAUAAUGCACCCUUGGGUUUUGGUCGAUUUGGAGAGUGCAUGUGAAUGAUUCUCUGGUUGCAGAAGGCAUCCAGCCUAAUCUCCAAACAGUGGCCAGCAGGAGAGCUGUCCCUUGUUUUGUCUGGAUCCUGCAGCUGGAGGUGUACUUAGAAAUGGCAUUUUUUAAUUUUUGCUUCCUUACCAUGGAAUUGAGUAAUUUCCAUUUUGUUGAAAAUAAACAAAAAUGGAUAGUCUUUUAAAGGUUCGAUCCUGAUAUGCUUCCAACUCUUAAGCUCUUCACAAUAUUGUUUGAGUCCUGGCAGAAGAAAAAUAGCAUACAUUGACUAAUACUAAAGUAUCUGAUAAGGAAUGCAGGGAAGGAAUGUUACUGUAAUAAAUGCAUUUCAGUUAUAUUAAAAGUAAAAGAAAGGGCUAUAUGAAUUCUGUAUAUUUCCUAAAGCAAUAAAUGUGAGAUUUUGAAUGAGUUCUUUUCAAGCAGACAUACAGGUCUUUCAAUAGAAAAUGUAGAUGAAGAAGCUUGCACUUUCCAUCGCUCAAGUAUUGUUUGAACGUUGAACUUGGCUAUAGAUAUGUACCCUUAUAUAUGCAAUCCACUGUUGUGCUAAAUGUAGCAGUGAUCACAAAAUAAAGGUAUAUGUUUGCAAAAAAGAGCCCAAAAUUAAAUGCCAUCACAACAAUAAACUUUUUCUUUUGCAACAUUUAAAAUAAAUUUGAAAAGCAUGCAUUGUUCAGAGACUUCAGGCUAAAUUAAGUCUGUUCUGUAGAAAUGUAAAAUAAACACAAGAUAACUUAAACCUAAAGUGUUAUGUUUUUCUCAGAUUUCAGGAAUACAUUGGUUACAAAUGAUUAUGCACUUGUCAGCAUUUAAUUUCAUUAUCAGUACUAGUUUUUCUUCUUACUCUCAUACGUCCGUGUGCUUCUCAGUAAUCUCUAGCAUUUGGCUUUAUUUCUGGAAAUAGAACUUAAGUAUCUGGUUAUAAUAUAGCUGUUUAUGGUUGCUGUCUAAGAGUACUCUUAACCCUACAGUAGCCCAACAGAAAUAAUGAGGUACUUUCAAGUGACAGUGCUUCAAUAAUGGAGCACAUCUUUUCAAACAAGUACCUCUUGCAUCAGUCAGCAAUUUUGAAACUUUUCAUCUUCAGAGAACACUUCACUUCAACAUGCCUGCCAAGGCGCUCUUGUGCAUUGCAGAGGAGUCUCAAGCAUAUUUUAGGUUGCACACAAACUUCACAGGAGGCACUGGUUAGGCCUGAUGAGCUGCGUGUGCCUUAGAACAAAUACACCAAACAUUUGGAAGUUAGUUAUGUUCUGUCAGCCUUUUAGUCAUUACAGAAAUCUGAACAUUAAGUAAUACUACUGCAUAUCUGAAGUCUCUUUCCAAAUUCUCACACUUUAGUUUUAGCUUAUUGGUAGUAUGUUGGCAACCACCAGUAAAAUAAGACAGUGAAUUGGCAUGAAUGCUCUAGGUAAGGGAACAUAUCCUUGUCCACAUGAGCAAAGCUGUACUCUGUGUAUAUGAGGAUAAGUGCUUCUGUGUCCAUCCCACAGAGUGACCAAUCUGAGAGUGACUUCUCUUAUCAGGGUAUCUGGACCAUUGUGUUACACUAGAGAGGGGUAAGGAGAAUUUUGCUACCCACAAGGUGAAGAUUAUGUGUGGUAAGAUGAUCAUCUGUAAGGCUCCUAUUUGUAAUAGGAAGAAAGUAAAACAUUAGAAAACAGUUCAUAUGCAGUUGCUGUGUGCUGGUUACCAGGAACACAGUGCCCAACCUUUGUGUUGUGUUUUGAAUCAUACACACACACGCACACGCGAAAAUCACUCUCCAUGAACUCAAAUUGGGUUAGCAACCUUAUUAUUGAAUAAGUAGUGAGCUGUUAUAGGGGCCUGUACUGCUGUUUACAUGCUGCUCUUGAAGGUUCUUAACAAGUGCUACACGUCAGUUUAGAGGUGGGUGGGGAAAAGGCUUUUAGCAUAAACUAAUAAAACUCUUUGAUUUAAAUGAACUUCCUGUAUUAGCAGUGAAAUGUGAAUCUUGCCUUCAUUUACAAGUAGUUUCCAUAGUAGCACUGAAAAGUGACUUUGAAACAGUUCUAAAAACCUGUUUUCUGUUGAUUUGACUGCAAUGAAACUAGUGCCAUGGGUGCAAACCAUACAAAGUGACAGACGGGUAUAUAUGAUUUUUGAAGAAUAAAAACCUACUUCUACUUACUAGGCACGGUUGACAUAAAAAUGUGUGUUCGUUUGGGAUGCUGAUCUGCUGGCUGGUCAACACACCACCUAUAUUUGAUUAAAGUCAAAUAUUCCAUGAAGUCAAAAAUAUUGGGUAAACAGUAGCCAGUCUCUUUUCUUGAUCAUGAUGUCAUCCAGUAGCCUUGGUGGGAGAGGGAGGCCCACUUCCCCCCAAUGCUGCUGGAGACAGGAUUCAUUUUUCUCACACAUGCAUGCAUGCACACACUGUAUAUAUUAGGAGCAGACUUCUUUACCUCACAACUCCAGAAAACUGCAUAUUUCUUUCCAGUUAAGCCAUUUGGUCUGGCUUCUUCUGUCCAUGUGCUGUAACUCACACAAUUUGUGGAAAGGCUUCAGAUAAUUAAAAUAGGAUUGUCUGUCUUUUCAGAAGUCUUAAUAGCGAUAAUCACAAAUGAUAAGCAGCAGUUAUUGGUGAAAUCAUCUGGUUUGAUGAAGUCAGAUGCACUACUGUGCCAUUCAGGGAUGACUUUAUGGAUUAUGUGACAUCAGUGCAUUAGUUUUAUAUGGGCCAGUACUUGUCUUAUGUCUUGUAAAGUGCUGCUUGUACCUCUUAGCAUUUAUAACUUUGAAGUGAAUAGCUGAAUGGAAGCAGUAAUCACUCACACAGCAUUCUGAAAGAGGUUAGUAUGGCUGCAAUCCAUCUGUUGGUCUGCCACAGAGGUGGGGAACUAGAUCUGGCCAGUGGGCUGAAUCCAUAUAGACCCCAUGGACCAAGUUUAUCACAAUGACAUACAGUGACUUAUUUUUGCUUGUGCAGAUAAUCAUCGGAUUCUCAUGGAUGGCAGAGCUCUACACCCAGUGCUUUGUAACCCCUGAUGAUCAGCUGAUUGGCAGUGCAGCCAGGUCUUUAUCUGCCCACACCUGAUGUCAUAUGUGAUGCCAGGUGCAGAGUUUAUGGGCAUGGUUUGGUCAUGGCUUGGACCCAUUUAAGCCUCAGGCUGGAGAUGCUCCACCCCAUGGGCUCCACCCCACUCCAUAGACUUAUUAUGCACUUCUUUCAUAGUGGAAUGAGUUUUUGGGACUCAGAUACACCAUUUUUUAUGUGUAUGCCUGAAAACUAUAUUGUGGAGCCAAAACAACAACAUCAACAACAUUUGUGAGUGAAGAUAUAUAGCUACACUUUGCAGAAAUAUGUGAUUGGCUAUGGCUUUUUGUUUAAUUUCCACUUGAUGGAAAUUCCUAUGUGUGCUCUUAGGUGAUGUGUUAAAUGGCCUUCUGAAUGUAACUGGAGCAGAGAUGCAUUGAAACCACAUCAGUGGUGGUAAAACAACAAAGUACUGUGUUAUAUUCAGCUAAGACAUCCCAUUAAUGCAAGGAUGUUAGCCUGCACAAUGGGAAUUCGCUUCUUGUGUCUCUCCCAUCUGCUGUAGAAUGUUGGCAGAACCCUCAGAACAAACUGUGGAGGGAAGGGAAGACAUUUUGGGACAGGAGAGGAAGUCCCAUUCUGCAGGCAGAAGUUAUUGUAUUAGUGGGACAACAUUAUAAGAUACAACCAUGUUUUUUUAUUGCUGCAUCUGAAAUAGAGGCUUAGGGGAAGGCUGGAAGAGGACAUGACAGGACGAUUAUCAAAAAUUAAGUGCAAACUAUGGAACCAACAAUCUGGAUUUUUGCACUGAAUAGUCUUUGAAUUCUGCCAAACCGGUAUUUUGUAAGCAGGCAGACUUUGGUAAAUUAUAGGAAUAAGCAGGAUUUCGGAUACUUAGAAAAGUAAAAUUUCCAUCAACUUCAGUGUCACAGAGGAACGAAAUGUUUCCUCUCCCAUUUGGGUGGGCAGGUGGAGAGAAUGAAAGAUAAAUUUUUGGAAGAAAGUAGAAUAUUUACUAUGCUUUUUAUCAUUUCCUGGUGAGUUUCUACUUCUACGAUUUAAGAGAGCUUCCAGGACCUACAGUUGGCAGUGAGGAACCUCAGCUGAAUGCCCAAAUUAGACCCACCAGGCCAUGUUCACAUAGCCACAGUCGCCUGCUACUCAUCUGCUUACAAUACAUCAGGAAUGGAACAGCUAAAGUCAUGGUGGCGAAGGAACAAUCCAAAGCCUUAGGGUGGUUCUCAGUUGUUUUGUUGCAGCCCUGGCUGCAGUUUACAUUUGGCAUUGAAUGCCACCCUGCUUCUUUAGAGUGCAACCACAGCUGCCUUAUAAAAGUUGAUUGAUAGUUAGACAGCCCCACCCACCUGUCAAAUGUGGAGGGCUGCAUUUUGAUCUGGCCCAUCCAAUGGAAGUGGUUCCCCUAGCCUAUGGAAUUGCAAGGGCCUUUGUUGUUGGCAUCUGUCUGUCUCAAGAGGCAAUGAAGUGCGUCUGGGUUAGCAGCACUGAGGUGACAUCCCUGGGGCACAAGCCUGGGCAGUGUGUAAGGAGGUCCUGGGCUGCCCAGACAGGACCCCGCCCCCUUCAGCCUCACUGAUGUGGCCUAAAGGAAAGUAGAGCAAUGUGUUUGGCACCAGCUUGGCAGACAGAAAGUCUAGAAAUUAAGCUGUAGUUGACGACAGCUGAGCCACAUCUCUUUUAAAAAUCACAAUAGAACUGGGUCUGAAGGUGAGCUUAAGGUGUUCUGCAAACAGCUCCACAGACCUCAUCCCAUGCUGUCCAGAGACUAGCACAGGGAUGUUACCAUUGGGGGAUGGGACAGCACUGUAAGGUUUUGCUGGUGCUCAUUUGCCAUCUCUAAGCUCAGAGUGAUAAAGAGAGAAACAGUUUUCUUUAGCUUUGCACAUGAAGUGAUACUGUUAGGAAAAUACCUGAAUAUUAAAAAUUAGUAAUUAAAAGGAUUUCCAGUAUUGGAGAAGGAGCAAGAAGCAGCUGCACUGAAGGUAGUCAGGCAUAUUUCAGUUUUGCCAGUUGAGAAUAUAGUAAAAAUAGAGUUGAAAUAAAAGGCCUUAAUACCAUCUUGGCUUAGGAACAGGCUUCCCUUCAUGCCAUCAACAUUACCCAGAAACAGAAGAAAUGAAACCUGUUAACUGGAGGCAACCAUGAUCUAGCAGCAUACACCAUAAGCACUUUUUUCUACAGAGGGUUGAAAUUACUUUGGAAAAGUCUGUUCCCUGGCCUCCACUGAUCACAUUAUUAAGGACCAUUAGUACAUCUAGAUGCUUGAUGAUACUGAAGUACUCAGCAGUAUAUCAUCAUUAUACAAUUCCACAGGAACUAGACAAAGUUAGCCACAAGAAACUCAGGUCAUUUUAAAAACUAAAAGUACAGCCCUCAGGUUUCUCUCUCAGAGUAUUGCUGAAAGAUCAAUAGCUUCUGAUUCCGGACUUCCAUUUUUAUCUUCAUGAACCUAACAAAAGUGAAUAUUUACUGAGGCUGAAAAAAGCUUUUUGUUAUGCAUGUUAGCUUGUUUUUUUUCUUUAAAAAAUGGCACGCAUAUUUUGAAACAGCUGUUUGUUUCGUGUGUCAAUAGGAAUAUGAAGGUUGACAAGAUUUUUAUUUUACACCUCUAGAGUAAAUGGGAUAGAUUGCCUUAUAAAUUGUCUUAAAUGGUGACUAGAAAACAUUUUGAGGGCAUAAUCAGCAAUUAAUAGCAGUAUUUUUAAAAACUUUGCUUGCUUUAAAAAUUAGAAAAUAUUUCAUCACAUAUUUUUUCAGUGUUUACCCAGAUUUACCAACCACACACUCUUAAUGCACAAGACACACACGCAGGUACAUGUGCAUGAACACAUAUUCUAUUUAUUUUUCUGGGCCUUCUCUACUAGGCAGCAGUUAGGGCAUGAGAGAUGUAGCAGUGCAGCAUAUAAAUAAAGGAAUUUGAACAAAACAUCUCAUUAUUUUCAGUAUUUGUGCUUCACUUCAUCCCACAACACUCCCCAGUACGAAGGCAUAUUAUCCAAUGUUAUAUAGGCUAGCUGUUUGGACCUAACACAUUGAUUCAACAUUGAUUCAAAAAGGGUUCGUUUUUUCAGGUGGAAGGUAUUCCAUUCUGAAAGCUAUUUAAUUUUGGAGUCUGUUAUGAGCAUAGACUCCCAAUCUUGUCAAAUAACACUUGGUAUAGGCAUAUGCUGUGAACAGCCUGAAGUCAGAAUUAGUCUAGUAAGCAAAACAAGAUGGUUUAUUUGAUUGAAUUCCUUCAAGUAUAAAUUACAAGUCCUUUCUAGCUUUAAUUCAGUUCUGUUUGCUUUUCAGAGAGAUCUAAAAAAUUCAGUAACUUUAUGCUUUUGAAAGCAUACUUGUUUUAAUCUUUAAGACAUUGGGAGAAGAGUUUAUUGAGUUUUGAGAUGGAGCCUUUUCUAACUUGUUGACUAUAUCAUAACUGAACCACAUUUGGAUGUCAGGCUGAACUGUGUUUUAGCAUGUGGAAAAUAGUCCUAGACUCAUCCAGUGUUUGCACACUUCUCCUAUCAUCCCAUAAGUUCAAAAGGAGGAAUUCCGAAGCUUCUCCUUUUUCUUUAGGAUAGCACAGUUUCUUGUGUCACUUGGAGCUAAAAAAUAAGCCAGUUUCAAUUACAGUUCCUUGUAUGGAAGACAUGGGAGGCUGCACUUAACAAAAACCAAAAGCAGGAGCUUUCAAACAAAUCUCAGCCUUGUAGGAAGGAGAAGGGAAGGCAAGAGGAGCAUGUCAACUUAGGAGGAGGCUAAGCCCUUUCACAGUGCAUUAAACUCUGGUUUAGCAUGACAUUCAAAUACAGCCAGUAUCUUGGCAACUUGAUAUUAUUCAGGUCAAAAGACCUGUUGUGGAGAAAAAUAUUGUUCCCUGCUUGGGACAUAGGAAUAGCCAGUGAAAACCAUGUUGCCAGUGCAAGUGUGUGAGAGGAUUAUGAGGCAGCAUUCAUAUUUUUGCUGAAAUGUGAUAAUUUAUUGAUAUUAUGGGUAUGUGGACAGCAGUACAUUACUUUUGCAAAAACAAAACUCAAACCCCUAAAUGUUUUGUCAAAGUGAACAAAUUGUUUUGGAAAAGGACAGCACUUAUGAACUGUGCCAGAUGAACAAUAGUUGGAUUUCUAACCAAUCACUUGCAAACAAUUGUUAUCCUUUCUUCACAAUGAGAGCCUUGAUAUUUCAUAGUCUCAUUCUGACUGCUAGAAUGAUUUAAAUAUGAAAGCAUCAUGUGUCAGAGCCAUUAGAAUAAUUGAAAUGUUAAUGGACAUGACCUCCAACCCCUGCCAGAAGAAAGCAUUAGGCUCCAAACCUAUCUUUGAAAAACAGGUUUUCAAAUAAGUCUACAUUAGUUUGCUCUAGUGAGCAUAUGGAUAGUGAGCAAAGACCGGAACCACACCAGAAAGAAAAACAACUGACAAGUGGUGAAAAAUUGGAAAUAUUCAAUGCAAACAUGAUGCAAAAUAAACACUAAAUUAAAUAGAUAUGAAUGCAAUAUAAUGGAUGAAACAAUUUCAGUGGGACUACUACAAACACUAAAUAGGGGGAAAUAUAGCUGGUUGCAUUAACUGCUUAAGAUUAAGAUGACAUGUAGGAGAUAGAUGUAAAGACUUUGUGGAACAAUGAGUAAAUAAAUUAUUGAAAAUUGAGAAAAUGUUAAUCAAAACAACCUUAUUUACCAGACUUUCUUGGGUGAGGUCUACUGUUUUCCAUUAGAAGAUUUCUGAGCAAAUGUAGUCCACAAGGAUCAGGAAGAAUAAAAAAGGAAACAAAAACAGGAAAUAACUGAAGAAAACUAUCCUCUUUGAGACCUGACCUGGAAGGAGUACAAGUCUCCUCUUAGCGAACAAACCAGUGUGCCCAAUAAAAGCAUAGAUUGAUUCUUCAUUUCUCCAAAACACCAAACCACUGUUCCUGCUUUCAUAGAAGGUGGGUUGGAGAGGAAAAUGUCGCUGGAGGAAAAUCCCAUGUGAACUAGAAGUUGUAAGAUAAAGGUCAAGAGAGAGAAGAAGGCCCUUUCCCUAAAAUAAAAAAAUUCAUUUUAAAUCUGGUUCUCAUUGGUUACAUCCUCAAAUAAUUUUAUUCAUUAAAAAUUAAUCCUCCAUCAAUUUGUGACUUACACCAAGAUUUUGAGUCUUCUUUGUUCCUCCUCUUUUAAUUACCCAAAGAAAGGCUUCAAUUUUUAAACAGGAAAAGGAUGUUGUUUUAAAAAAGGAAAAACAAUCUGCUAAUGUAAGAUACAUACUUUGACAUCAAACAAUGUCAUGGAAACUUGGAAAACCCAAACUUGCAGCACUAAAAUGACAAAGGAAGAGCAAGAAGAGCAGAUAUUUUUAAUCUAAAAUGCCUCAUUGCAGCAGGAAACAGGGCAUCUCUUCCUUCAUUUACUUUCUCUUCUACAGUUUAUUUUUCUCUGUCCAUUUGUGUUAUUUUAUUUUGGUGCAUUCUGCACUGAUUGACACCUUCGCUGCCCUCCAUCAGAGCCUAUGAUGCAAUGGGUGGCCUUUUGGUCAUGUUUGCUUUUGGUAGCAUUCCACCCUCCACUGAUGGGCAUGAAUGUCUUGUUGAGGGACAAAAAGUGGACAUGUACCCAGUCAUUGCCAGCAUUUCCACCAGGCACACCAAAACCAUUCAUGCCGUCUACCAAGUGACAUUGUGAGAGCAAGCCUCCGUGGUGCUUGACACCGAUGCCAAUAUUUCCAACCAUCACAAACUUAGGGUUUUCUCUACUUUGGUUCCAUUCAUUUUGUUGUUGACAGCAGACUGUUUUUUCAGACUGAGAGGUCACAAGUUUCCUUUGACAUGGCUACAACACCACACCUUAGGGACUUGACCCAUUCUCAAAUUUGAGCAUGGCAGGUGCUGUUGCCCUCUGCUGGCAUACUUUGCUAUACUAAGUGCGGCAUAACCAGGAUGCCUGAUCCCACACUGAAGGCCUGCCUUUCAGUGGUAAGGGACUCAUUAGUUCUAAAACUAAUGACAUUCUGUACCGAAGCUCCAUACCUAGGCCCACAGUGUUCCAUAUGCCCUUGUCAUGGAGGUUUCUCCAGAUGUCCUGUAUCUCAGUCAACAGAGGCACAAUUAUCCUGUUAGUCAUCUUCACAUUGAUCCAAGAGGUCGUUCCCAUCUGUGAAGUUCAGUUAUCUAACCAUCCCAGGGCAGCAGAUAUCCCAAGCAUCUGUUUUGACUUGUGACAUGUCAUAGUUGGGAGCUAUACCCACCAGCAUUUGGGACCAGACUCUGGCACUUUUGCUUGGUGUGGCAUACUGUCACCAUGGUUCACAUGCAAUAUGCAGUUGACUUUUUCUUGCUUCCUGGAGAUGACAUUUCCUGUUCAAAACCUUUGUCUCCUCUUAAGAGAGAUGGAUCAGAACCCUCUUCUGAAAGGAGACAAUGGAAUCGUUAUCUGAUGCCUUGAGACUUCAGGGCUUCUAUUCACUAUCCUGAGAAAGGUAGAUGCCUCUAGACAAUUGUAGACCUUCUUGACAUAAUUCCUUCAUGAGACCAAGGAAAUUCAGGAUUGCCAACAUCCUUCCAUUCCUUUAUGUUGGGAAUUUGUACCCAUAGACUUGAAGAUAUGUACUUCCACAUAGCGAUCUGACACAAACAUCACAUCCUGCACAUCCUCAGGGAGACCAUUGCUUCCAACUCCUCCUAUUUCUACUGGCCAUGGCCUCCAGAGUAUUCAUAGAAUGUGCGACUUCUUCCCACAUGCUAUUUGGAUGGUCAUGCACAUCUGGCCUCUAGCAUACCUCAAAACCUUAUUGUAUUGGCUACCAGUGUGGUUGCUGGACCUGCUCACACAGCCAGCUGCCAAAGUGCCUAGAAUCAAUGACUUCAACUGUGUCACCUCUUCAUCUGUUUGAAGAGGCACCUUCUUUAGCAUUGGCUCCUAGAUAUGUUCCAGCAGGGAGUGGGCUCCCAUGUCAAAUGUCUUCUUCCACCUUUGGGAGUUCAGUGCUCCUUGUGGUGAAUGCAGAUGAUCGACUUGUACUGCUCUUUCACCCCUCAGUCCUUGACUGCUGUAGUUGCCACAAACACUCACUUUUGUGUGGGGUGGGGGCACAUUGUGGGACUUAUGGUCAAGGCUGUGUGUUCCUGAGUAGAGCCAAGGCUUCUCAUACAUUCCCCUGAACUGCUGGCCAUCACCAGAGUCUUCAGGUUCUCCUUUAGGAGCCAUACCAUCCAAGUGGCCUCUGACAGUGUUCUACAUAAACAAGCAAACUGGCACUGGUUCAAGGAUUCUCCUGCCCUUACACUGGAGUUGUGGAACUGGUGUGUACCUAAUGUUAUCAUUCCUGUGGUGAUUUAUAUUGCUGUGAAAGAAACUGACCCAGCAGACCACCUGAACCAUACUUCAUUACUCUGGCAGGUGGACCCUUGUGCUUUCCACUACCUAUUCCUCUAUUAGGAGAUGCUGCAGGUAGAGGUUUUUGUCACCUUCACCAACAGGUAGUGCAAUGAUAGUUCUGCAGCCAGAAGGGCAUGUACAGGAGACGUCUGGUGGUGUUUUCUUCUUGAAUAACUAGUGAUGGGUCAACAAAUUAUCACUGGCCGUAAGAACCACUUUCUACUAGUCAGCUGUAACAUAUAGCUACAUCAUGAUAGUGCGACAAUAUUAAUGCAAUUACCAGCACAGAUAUUACCUGACAGAGUUACAUAACUCAGUUUGUGAUUUAGGGGUAGGUAACCUUUUUUCUGUCUUGGUGCAAGGGACCACACUCAAGUUGUAGUCUUGGCCAAGACAAAGGUAGGUGCGGCUGUUCAGCUGUUCCCAAUCACCAGGGCAGCAAUGAGACAGAAUGAGAUCUCCACGGCCUCCCAGUUUCCCCCUCCCCACAAUAGAAGAGGCUGCUGGUCCUUUGAGAACCACAGCUUCAUGGUGUUCCAGGAACCUUGAGGUAGUACUUCCCAGUAGUUCCCAGCAUAUCCCGCUUCCCUCACCUUUUGUGACAGAAAUGGCAAGGGAUGCAGAAUCGCCAUUGGGAACAAUCACUUGAAGGUGCUCUGGAUACCUUCCCUUGUCCUUUGCCUUUCCCAAGUAGUUUCAAGCAGUAUCCUAAGAGAGCAGUGGUCCAAAACAUCCUGUUUGGACCUGUUGAGGAGGCUGGUUCUGGCCCAUUGGCUGCUGGCUCCCUGGGGAUUAUUUCUGACUAAACAGCAAGAAUCUUAAUGUGAUUGUGUUGCCAGUUACAUAGAUUGAUGAGUAUAUGAAUCAUUCAUGUGAUUUAUUUGACAGCUGGUAUUAAUUCCACAGUUUUUGACACCCCCCCACCCUUUCAACGAUUUAGGAUUUUUAUUCCAUUAAACUAAAAAGAAUUACGACACAACUGCAGUUGUUUCUAUACUUAACUUGGGGCUAAGCUCCUUUGAGCUCUAUGCUGCUUACUUCUGAACAUGUAGGUUAACUAGCAAAACAUAGGUAAAGGUAAAGGGACCCCUGAUCAUUAGGUCCAGUCGUGAACGACUCUGGGGUUGCAGCGUUCAUCUCGCUUUAUUGGCCGAGGGAACCGACGUACAGCUUCCAGGUCUUGUGGCCAGCAUGACUAAGCCGCUUCUGGUGAACCAGAGCAGCGCAUGGAAACACCGUUUACCUUCCUGCCAGAGCAGUACCUAUUUAUCUACUUGCAUUUUUGACGUGCUUUUGAACUGCUAGGUUGGCAGGAGCAGGGACCGAACAACAGGAGCUCACCCCGUCAUGGGGAUUCGAACUGCCGACCUUCUGAUCGGCAAGUCCUAGGUUCUGUGGUUUAACCCACAGCGCCACCCGCGUCCCUCUUAGCAAAACAUAUUGAGCUUUAAAAAGCCUAGUGAAAUGCAACCUUUAGUUUUAAAUUAGAAAUGGAAACAAUCUGACAAAGAAUUGUAAGCAUUUACCCUGUUAGCCUGAACUUUCCCAGUUAGAAGAAAUCCUUCUCAGUUCUCUGAGAGGCUGCAAAGCUUGCAGACCAAAAAGGGAUCAAGCUCCACCUAUUCACUCCCCAAGUUUGUUUUUAAUCAGAGUUAUCUGCAUUCUCCAUUCAAUUCGUGCUGGUAAAACAACUGAACAAGUCAUCUCCUACAGAAAGACUGUCUGUGCUUCCUCAAAGUCUACACCUUUUGAAUUUGAGCUAAUCUGCCACGAACAAGCCAGUUGUGGGAGGCCAUGGCCAUAAUGACCCAAGCAAUUAUGGCCCUCUUCUUAGAACAGCCCGUUCCAGUAUGAGCUUCCUCUUUUCAUCUGCAAUGAGAGCCCCAAGAAUGUAGCUGUGAACUGGCAUAGUACUUUGCUGGUCAGUGUGGUAAGAAACUUGUCACUCGCUAGAUGGACAUGGUAUGUGCCACAAAAUGGUCUAGCUGCCACUGUGCCAGAAACCUAUCUGCUUCACUGGACAAUGUAGCUUUGGGAAAAGGUUUGGGGCACAUCAACAGCUCUUCAGAGUCUUAGGCAAGAUACAAGAGACAUGCCCCAGUCAUUCCGAUGUGAGGAAACCCAAGUUUUUCUGCUCAAGCUAAUGUCUGAUCUGAUUUACAAAGGCAAGGUGAAAUCUAUGUCCUAAGCUCAUUCCUAACCAUUGUCUUAGCAAAGCAUUCACAUGGCUUAAUAGCAACUGUGGAGAAUACACUUUUGCUGCUGAUGGUCUUUGGUGGAUGCUGAGAGGGCAUUUGACAAGUUCACUUGGGGCUACUUUAUUUGAAGCACAUCUGGUCAUAAACAGCUUCAAUAACAGUACUAUGUUUGGUCAGAAAUGAGGUAUGACUGCAGACCAGCUCCACUGCCAAUCCCCACUUGAUUUAGCAUGGUCCCAAAGUCUCUUGUUAACCUUAUCUGAGAGUGUAGCACGUGCAAUUCCCUUUCAAAUAUCUGAAGCGAGGUGUAGGGCAACACCUAUGCCAGGGCUGGGGAACCUCUGGGUUGUGGGCCUAAUUAGGUCUGCUAACCAGUUCCAUGAAACCACACAUACCUGCCCAACACCUCCCAUCAUAUGUGAUGUCAGAUGUGGGAGAGGUAGGGACAUUGCUGUUAGCUCACAGUCGUGAGCCAUAUCGUGUGCACCUGAGGGUUUAUUGGCAAUGCAGGCCUGCUCUCACCCUUGUAGUGAGAGCAGAGGCUCCAGCAUCAGCUUCCUUAGAGAGUUCCCCAUAGGGAAUUCAUAACACAGCUAUGCCUUGCCAAACCAGGACUUGAGCUUCAAGCCUGCUUGGCUUUUCCUUUGUAUCCCAGUUUGCGCUGCUGCAGAGGAAUGCCAGGGUGCUCUCCCACAGGCCAAAUGCAGCUCCACACCCCUGGCCCAAUCAUAACCAAAAGGUUUGAGCCACCUGGAAAAAGUGUAGACCAAAACAUACACAUGUGCUUUAAGCACAGCAAGAAAAGGACAGAGCUGCAUUUAGAAUAAUGGGAAGUCUUAUUCUAGCAACUAUGAGCUAGCUUUUUAGGUCACUUACUAAUUUCCUCCUCUUUUCUUUGCUUUUAAUUUUUCUGACAGGAGGUUGUACUAUAAUUUAAAAUAAGAGGUGGGGAAGCAGAUGGGAGGCCAAAAAUUCAAGUUUAAAUUUAAAUUCAUGCUCAGUGGUGAUAGCUAUUGCAGUUGUUAUAUGUAACAUCUGUUGAAAGAGCUGCUGACACUUUAAAAGGGUAUCAGAAGUUUAAAGGUGAGAAAUCUUCUACUUAAUAUGUUUUGGUUUUUUCCUUUACACUAGGAGAACUGAACUGGCUUUGAAAUAAAAAUAGGGCCAGGUGUUCCUAUUUCCCCCCGUGCUGUUCAAUCCUUUUUCCAUUUAUCCCUGCUAGUUCUUUCUGUAAAUGAUGUGAACAAGAGGUCUCUCUAAUGUCACAGCAAAACAUGGGAGUUUGUACAAAAAAGCACUGAUAGAACUGCCUCCUGCUCCUCUUUCCCCUUACAAUCUUAACCUCCACCUAGUGUAGCUGGAGUGAGAAAUUUGCACAGAUUGUGAAAAAGAAACACAAACGGUAUUCUGGACCAGACUUCAAUUGACUUGUGAUACUUCAAUCUAAUAUACAGUCUAUGUUACAGGUGGGGAAACAAGAUCCAACCAGGAGACCACAUCCUGAGCUCCACCAACUCCCAUCCCCAUUUUGUGUCAAUCUCCUGAGGUCACUAUGACCUUUAGCUGAUUGGCACUUGCAGCAAGCCCUGCUUUGUGCAGCCAGGAACUCCGUGCAGCUGAUCCCAGCAGGGCUUGUCGAGGAGGCUGUGCUGGCUGCACCAUAUCUUUCUCCCUGCUGGAGCAGCUCCUGCACUCCUGCAGCAGGGAGUUGGCAACUAGGAAGUCUGUAGAGCAGCUAAUCCCUGCAGAAUUUAUCUUCUUUGGGAACCCACAUGCUUGCAUGGUCUCGCUAAGGCAAGGCUUAGUGUGUCUUGCAAGCCAGUGAGCAGUGAGCACCCAAGUGUUCAAUGGAAUUUCCUCCAGAAACUACAUAGGAUUGCAGUCAUUCUGAGCCUCAUAAAUAGUACAUACAAAUGCUAUGAACUCUUGUGUGUUCUUAUCUCUAUCUAUCUAUCUGUCUAUCUAAUCUAUCUAUCAUCUAUCUAUCUAUCUAUCUAUGAAUCAUCUAUCUAUCAUCUAUCCAAAAAAUCUAAAAAAAUGUUUAGGGGUACUCUCAUUUUCCUACUCAUAUUGAAAUACUGCCCCUCAAUGAGGCCAGACUUAGAUUCACAAAAUGUUUAGGGUUAUGCGACCUCUGUGACACCCCCCCAAAAAAGCACUGUAUCUAUCUAUCUAUCUAUCAUCUACAUUCUACAGUAUCUCUGUAUCUAUCAUCUAUCUAUGAAGGCAUCAACAGAACAGCUUGCAUUUUGGGAUUGUUUUUGGGGCAUGACUAUGGGGAUUGUCAUGGUGAGCUUCCAAUUCAGUAAGGAGCAACAAUUUACGGCCAAAAAACUAUAAUUAGUAUUAGUUUUUUAAGUGCUUGCUGUUGAAUGGCCUUCUGUCACAUAUGAUUUCGUUGAGAUUCCUGCUUUUCAGGGGGGUUGGACUAGAUGACCCUCAGGUCCCUUUCAACUUUACAAUUCUAUGAUUCUAUGAUUUUGUUUAUGUGUGUUCCACCUUUCCUCCAAAGAUCUCAAAGCAACAUACAGUAUAUGGUUGCCCCCUGUCCGCACUCCAUUUAUUUUCACAACUCUGUGAGGUAGGCUAGAGUAAGAAUGUGUGACUGAUCUGAGCUCACAGAAGGAGUUUCAAUGCUAGGUCUCCCCAGUUCCAAUGUGUCAUUAACUUGUGCACCAUGCUAGCUAAUCACUCUGAGCCAACCUCAAAGUAGUGUGGGACAUACAUAUAACUAUAGUUUUCAGAGCUUGUCUAUUUAUUCAUUACAGACAUUAUCUCACAGAUAGGGUUCCUACAGAAAGAGUAGUAACAUUUUUCUGUUUCACGUUUUCAUUUCAUCUUUGAUGCUUCUGUGUUGGAUCUUGCACAUUAAGUACUUGUCACUCCAAUGCCAUGUUUUUAAUCAUUAAAAGUCCCACUAGUCACUUUUCUGGCCCUUUUUUGCAGAUUAGUUUGUGUAGACUUUUGGGGGGAAAGAUGUUCUGUCUGUACGGUUCCUUGCUACACAUACAGCCUCUCCCUGCUCUUUCCAGUAUCCAGAUUUCACUUCUCAGGCGUCUGUCCUUAAGAAAACAUGAGUGUGAUCUGGCCCAGCCAUUCUUGUAAGGGCCAUUUUAGCUAAAGAUCUUUUUGCCUAGAAAGGGAACUUCUCUCUGUAUAAUUCUGUCAGUGUACACUUUUAAAUAAUGUUGUUUACCUGCAGGAAGAGGAAGAAUUGGCUUAUGAACAAACUUUAGAAUUCCGAAGAGGUGGUGAUGGACAGCCCCGGCGGUCAACACGGCCUACUCAACAGUUUUAUCAACCUCCAAGAGCUAGGAACUGAUAAUGGGUAAAUACUGAUGAUGGUCAUGCAGGGUGAGGGGGUGGGGGGGUAGUGCACAAAACCUUUUAAUGUUUGGUUUUGCAAACAUUUAUCACUUCCUAGAAUAAGAGAAUAACUCACGGACGUUCUGUUGGAAUUUACCUGGUGCUGUCUAGAAAUUUGCACUGAUGGGGCUACUGUUUUGAGUCAGCUAAAAAUUACUAGUCAUGGAGAUAAUCUCUGAAAAGGAAUGGGUAUCUGAGGCAAAUGUGGUGGACCUGGCUAAAGCAUUUUGUUUGUUUGUUUGUUUGUUUCUAUACCCGAAGGUCUCAGGGUGGUUCACAUAAAAUAUCAAAUACAUAAAAUCAAAACAAAACCAACAACCCAAUAAAAACCCUCAAAAGAGCCAGCAUUUUAAAAAAGGCUAUAGGAUGUAGAUCAAGUCAGGCAAAGGCCUGGUUGAAAAGGAAGGUUUUUGCCUGGCGCCUAAAGGUGUACAGUGAAGGCGAAGGCAAAGCAUGAUCAUGCCUGGAUUCCUCUCUGUUCGGUAGAUGCUAAAAACCACACCAAACCACAAAGCGGCUCAAUAUAAAUGGUGAGAUACUUGAUUUGAGAAAUACUUGCCAAAAGCAUUACCCACCACUGGGUCUGUGGAUAAAAAAAUGUGACUAAAGCCAGUAUGUGGCAACCAUGGAAUUGAUUGGUUUAGGACUUUAUAUUAAUUAACAGUAUAAAUCUAUGCUAGUGUCGAUUGGUUGCAGUUUAUUUAUUUAUUAUUUAUUUAAAAUAUUUAUAUAUCUCUGUAUCAUGAAAAUAUAUCACAGCAGAAAUUAUAGGGAAACUAAAAGGAGGGAAACCCCAGGAGUAUGGGAACAGAAUAUUAUAAGGUAUUUUUAAAAAAUACUGUUUCCUAAAUUAAAAGUAUUAUAUAAUUCAAUAAUAGAGGGUGAGAAGACCACACUAUUGUGGGAACAAUCAAUAAUUAUCUUAAUUCCAAAACCAGGAAAAGAUUUGAAAGACCCAGAAUCGUAUAGGCCAAUUUCCCUAGUAAAUCAAGAUGCUAAAAUAUUGACAACAAUAAAGACAAAAAGGAUGAAUACUUUCAUGUAUAAAUAAAAACCAAUGUGGCUUUAUAGCAGGAAGACAGGUGUCUAGUUUAAUAGGACUGUGUAGAAUGACCAGUGUUAAAAAUGAUUAUAGAAAGUUUAGGAUUUGGAGAACGAUUUAAAGGAUUAGAUUUAGACUUGAGGAACAAGGCAUAUGUCAUGGUGAACGAUAGUAUAACAGAACAAAUAACACUAGCCUGAGGUAUAAGGCAAAGAUGCCCCCUUUUCUUAUUUGUAUCGGUCACUGAAACUCUGGCCAAUGUAAUUAGAGAAGAUGGAAAUAUGAAAGGAAUAAACAGUAAAGGAAUGGAGAAGAUAAGCUUAUUUGCAGAUGACACCUUGCUAACAACUGAAAAUCCAUUGGAAAAUAUGCAGGUAAUAGAAGCACAUUUGGGGGGGAAAUUGGAGAAAUAACAGGGUUGUGAAUUAAUUGGUCCAAAUCAGAGAUGAUGAUAUUUAAUUAUGGUGAAGAUGAAAAACAUUUUUUUUAAGAAAAAUAAAAUAGAUAUAAAAUUAAGAAAUGUAAUAAAGUAUUUGGGAAUAAAUAUAACAAGAAACUUAGAAAAUUUAGAACAAGAGAAUUUUAAGUAAUUAAAGACUGAAAUUAAGGAAAAGCUGAAGGAAUAUUAAAAAAUUAAUCUUUCAUGGUUUGGAAGAAUAGUGAUAAUUAAAAUUUUGUCUAAAAUAAUAUUUUUUAUUUAUAAUGUUACCAAUUAAGAUAUUGGAGACAGAGAUAAAGGGUUAGCAAUGUAUGAUUAAUAAAUCUGUAAUGGGGAUAAGAAACCCAGAAUUAAUAAAAGAAGAUGGGGUAUAAACCCCAGAAAAUAGGUGGACUGGGUCUUCCCAACAUAGUUAUAUUAUAUAGCAAAUGAGUUAAGAUAUAUCAUAGACGAGAUAAUAGAACAAGGAGAGUUAGAAUGGUUAGAGAGUGGUACACAGGAAAUGAGGGAGAAGUUAGUGAAUAGAUUUUUCAUCAAACCAAAUAGGCAGUGGUGGGAUAAUACUGAAAAUCCCUUAUUAAGAAACAUCGUUGAGAUAUGGGUAAAAUAUAAAGGAAAGUUGAUACCAGUAAAUUUCCCACUAACUCCAGUGGUGAUGAUAGAAGAUUUCCCAGUAAAUUUUAAAAAGGCAGGCUGUUCCACAGGAUUGGGCCGAUGGCUGAAGGCUUGAUUUCUUCUUGUUGUCAAACGAGUCUCACCAACUCAGGGAACGACCAAAGACGCAAAAUGAUCUCAGUGAUAGAGCUGGAAUAUCAGGCGAUCCCUGCGGUGUACAGGAACCUUGAGCCUGUCUUGGGGGCAGAUGGGCAGCCAGUGGAGCUGUUUGGACAAUGGCGUCACAUGUUCUCAGCCGGAAGCUCCCACCAGUGGAGAAACACGCAGCCACAGCCCUCGCCCAAAGAGCACAGAAUGCCAAGUGGCUUUUGAGGCUGGGGGAGGAAACGAGGGGCGAGAGGGAGCAGAAGUGUGGAAUAUCCACAAACAGGACAUGGCUGGCUUGGAACUUGGACUUAACAGGAGCAAUCCAUUUGGCAACAUUUUCUUGUGGGUCCCCUUUGUAUCUAGUUAUCUUCCAAGGUUAUAAACUGCCCUUCUCUUUUUCUAUAUUUCAUAUUUAGUGUACAGAAAUUACACUGUUUGAUGUGAUUUCGUUCCUGACAUGUUUCUUCUUCAGAGCUGUAGCCUGUUGGGCUGCUUAGAGACAGCGGUUGCCACCUUUACAUGCCCGGCUUUACUGGGAUGCCAAGUAUGGCAGCAGGGCAACAUGGGCUUUUGUCAAUAUCAGAAGCACCUGGGAUGGUCCUGAGCUGGAAAAACACAAACUACAAAAUUGUGGAGCCACUUCUCCGUUUUGGAGUUCAUUGCUAACAUGAAUGUGGGUGGUGAUUUUUGCAUUCUUUAUUUAUUAAUUAAAUUAGUAUACUGCCCUAUACCCCCAGGUCUCAGGGCAGUUCACAGGAUAAAAUCACGAUAUAAAAACACAGAAUACAGAAUCAAAAGAAAAAAGAACAACCCCCCUCCCCCACAAAAGCACAUUUUAAAAGGGCAUUGAAUGUUAGUCAACCAAAGGCCUGGUUAAAAAGGAAUGUUUUUGCCUGGCGCCUAAAGGUGUAUAAUGAAGGUGCCAGGCGAACUUCCCUGGGGAGAGCAUUCCACAGAUGGGGAGCCACUGCAGAGAAGGCCUUGUUCUCGUGUUUCCACCCUCCAGACCUCGAGGAGGAGGCACACGAAGGAGGGCCUCAGAAGAUGAUCUCAGGGUCCAGGUAGGUUCAUAUGGAAAGAGGCGGUCCUUGAGGUAUUGUGGUCCUUAAGGUUUUAUAGGUCAAAACCAGCACUUUGAAUUGGGCCUGGAAACUAAUUGGUAAUCAGUGCAGUUGGACCAGGAUCAGUGUAAUAUGCUCACACUGUCUUGCCCCAGUGAGCAACCUGGCUGCUGAAAUUAAUGAGGAACACUCAUUAAGUUAAUACCUAACCUACUACUGGGUUCUUUCUUUUCUCCUAAAAAGUGCUUCAAAAUCCAACAACAGUGCGUCUUACCUCAUAAUGUCAAAACAGCUUUACCUCAAAAAAUAAAAGUUAUUUGAGACAAAAUUGCGGUUUUUUGAAGCCUGUUUUUGAUUAACAAUGGGAGAUGGAGUGCAAAUGACAAUGAGAUCUCCAUGUUACCUUUUUCCUCUCCUCCGCAUUUCAGGUAUUUGUUGUGGCAAAAGUUCUCAGUGUUCUCCUUGGUGCUCAAGACGUCUCACUUUGCCUCAUGGAUGGCACUUGAUAAAGAAGGCUGGUACAAGCAGGGAGUACGUAUAGGAUGUAUUCAACAGAGACAUUUUUUUAAGUUCCAUGAAGCUAAACUUUUUACGUAUGAAAUAAAACCAUUGUUAAUAUUGCCAUCAAUAAAAGCCACCAUGAUCUACCCUGUC
Podarcis lilfordi (Lilford's wall lizard) is the source of this 72487-nucleotide messenger RNA. The record is from the annotation of a GenBank genome assembly. NCBI's taxonomy places the organism in Eukaryota, Metazoa, Chordata, Lepidosauria, Squamata, Lacertidae.